CAUGCAGAUGCUCUGAGUUCAUUUGUUUCUAGAGGCUGCAUCUGCAAAGCGGUGUGUAGCUGUUGGGGCUAAGGCUGUCUGGUCCUGAGUUUUCACUCUUCUAACCCAGGAAAUGGCAUAGUGUAACUGCAAUAGGAAACUGGCGAGCAGAGCAGUAAGCCUGGCUAAGUGACUCACCAAAACUUGUUAAACUGUGGGAAGGGGGUGGGGAGUUCAACCAGAUGGACGAUGCAAUGACCACAAAUCUGCACAUGGCUUCAUGUGCGUGCUGGACUGACCCCUGAUGUGGCUGUGCGCGGGUGAGAAGGGCUGAUGGGCUUUCUGUAGCUCGUUAAGAAGAUGCUGCAUUUGGUAGUCCUUACUGCAUUCUCCGCGUUGAACAUUCUAAGCCAUGGGACCAUGUCCUGGGACACUGCACACCCCACUUUUGAAGAGCAGCAAACGCUAGAGCAAGGCUUGGAUAAGCAGGUCCUGCAGGGGGAAAAUGGUCGCCAGCCUCAUAUCAUUUUCAUACUGGCUGAUGACCAGGGUUACAGAGACAUCGGGUACCAUGGAUCAGAAAUUAAAACUCCUACAUUGGAUAAGUUGGCGUCGGAAGGAGUCAAACUGGAAAACUACUAUGUACAACCAAUAUGUUCUCCAUCCAGGAGCCAGUUUAUUACUGGGAAGUAAGUAUGAUCUAUAUAUUUAAAUAUGUACCUAUUUCACAAUUGCGCCCUGAAACUGAACAAACUGUGGCUUAUGUAUGCUAAGAGUAAUUUGCAGCAAUGUUCUAAGUGAAGCUAUCACCAUGGAAACCAAUGGAAUGUUCAUGCUUAUUGCUCCACUUUUAGAACUUUGCUCCAAAAUAAGUCUUUAUACAUAUAUAUCCCAAUGGACUCAGGUAAAAAGCUGUACAUAUUUGCCUAUACUAUAAUAUAAUCCUAUUUAUUCCAUGGCAUUAAUGUACUAUUUUACCCAUGUUCACAUGGUUUUCCUGCGUUAUUUGUGGCUUUUACUAUGAUUUUAUUUUCCAGCCUGCGGUUGUCAUAAUUAGUCUUAACUAUCAAUCUACAGUACAGAAAAAUACUGAACAUUUACAAUUGUUUUAAAAACAACGUUGUUUGCAGAUCUUUCUUUUCCCAGCAUUUGAAUUCCCUGUUAAAAAAAAAAAAAAAAAAUCUGGAAAGCUAAGCAGAACAUCAUGAUUCACCACUGGAUCCCUGCACUUCUAAAAGGGAAAUAAUCAGUGGCUAUAUUAUACAUGAUGAUCUCAUUAGCUUUAGGUAACCGAGUGUGCAGUAAAUUGCACUCAAUGUCUAACAAUCUGCAGAAAUGUCUAGAGUACUUAUAACUGAACUUUAUAUUAACUUCAUUUUAACAGAUUUCAGAGACAUCAUUCCAUAUACUGAAGGCAAUAAUAAUUGGAAGGAUCUAAAAAUAUAAUUUCUCUCUCUGCCAGAAAAAUCCAAAAACAGAAAAAACUUUCAAAUAGUUAAAAAGCAACUGGGAGCAGGGGGCAUUUUUGGAAAGGAAUAAGUUGGGGAAUGUGAAUAUAACUUAUACAGUACUAGAAUGACUUUAUACAUCAGAUUAAUUUGCAUACAUUUAUUAUAGUGUGUUUAACAAAAUAUAUUUAAAAUAUAUUCAACAAGACAUACCUCUAUUAUAAAUUUGGUGAAGAAAUUGUUCUUAAACUCUAUUCUGUUAUGAUACAAUAAAUAUCUUUCCAUCAAGAUGUCUCAUUAUUUAUGAUGGAAAUAUUUUUUUUGAAGGGUUUAUUGAGUAAGCAGUGAUUUAUGCUUUCGCAACAAAUGCAUACACUUUUGUUUAAAAUACUUAAGUUGAUGCUUUUCCCAAAUCACCUAUUUUAGUAUAAUCACUUGUCAACUAACCAUAUGUAACUGUUUAUUGAAUAAACUCCAUCAUUUUGUCUAAGUUCCCAGAUAAAAAUUGCAGGGCACCUGUGAGUACACUUUAAAUAGUAUUUUCACUUAAAUAAACAUUCCUUUAUCAUUUAAAGAAACAUUAUUUUUACUUUAAGAAACAAUACUUUAUAGCUGCAUAGCAAGACAGCCUUUAUAGAAUGAGAAAGUUACAGAAAUUUGAUACUGUACCCCUUAGUUUUUUUUUUUUCUUCUUUUAUACCUUCUGAAACAGGUCUAUAGUUUAUUAGAGAAAAAUAUUAUCCAUGUCAUUCAUUUUUUGUAGGUUCAUAGUGAUGAUUUUUUCUACAAUAGUUAUAUGAUUACUUAUUGUCUAAAUAUUAUAUAUUUCGUUUUCGCUGUAGACUGAUUUUUAAAAAGCCGCGCUUGUCAACUAAUAUUUGGAGGAAAAUCUGUUGACACAAUUACUCACUUUACUCAUUUGAAGUCAGCCACUUCAAGCUUGCAAUAUACUAUUCACUAAUAACAUGAGACAACUUGAAAAUUAAACAUCUGAAAACAGAUUAGUUGCCUUUGAGAGCCCUCUUUAUGCCAAACUCAUACAGCCAUACAGAUCCAAUGUUAACAUGUGUUAAUGUGGAGAAUCAGCACAAAAAGAGCUGAUGGCAAAAAAAGUUCUGCUUCUAGGGGUUCUGCUAACAGAAAAUGUUGACCACAUCAUGUGAGACUGCAUUAAACUCUAUAUAUCAUAGCAACGUAUGCUCAUUGUAUUAUUUACAUUGCAUGAAUUUCCCCUGUCAUUUUUUCCCCCUCAGCAGCGAAUAGCAAAAAUUACUGUGGAUUUAAAAAUUGCCCCUUCCCACUUUGAGAUAAAUUCAUGCUGCAGUGGUAUGUUUGUUAUCAGCAUAUUUAGCAGUUCUACUCAUGAUGAGUGGAACUUUGACUGGCAACUGAAAUGUAUAUCCAUUAAAGGGACACUCCAGGCACCCAAACCACUUCUGCCCAUUGGAGUGGUCUGGGUGCCAACUCCCAUCACCCUUAACCCUAUAAGCUUAAUUAUUGUAGUUUUUAUAAACUGCAAUAAUUACCUUGCAGGGUUAAGUCCUUGAAUAAUGCUUUCCCAUGGGGAGGUCUAAUGCGUGCGUGUGUGGCCAAAUGCGCACUAGGUCUCCCCCGCCGGCUGACGUCGGUGGGGGAGGAGCCUGACCCAGCACCGAGGGGCAUCGGCGCUGCAUUCAGGUAAGUCACUGAAGGGGUUCUAACCCCUUCAGCAACAUGGUAUGAGGGUGGGAGGGAGGGGGGCACUGCAGGAUCCUGCAGUGCCAGGAAAAUCGGUUUGUUUUCCUGGCACUGGAGAGUCCCUUUAAAUGCUUGCUUGGCAGGCGUUUAUGGAGAAGAUAUAUGCAACCAAAAAAAUGGGGCACAAAUUGCACUCACAAGAUGUUUAGAUAUCUCAGCGUAUCAACAGUUCCUCCCCUGAAGUAUGGGGGGCUAGCAUCCACUGCCCCUACAAAUUCAUUUCACCAAUGAUGGUCAUGGACUCCAGUAGUGUAUGGUAAAAAGUAUAUUUAAUUAAAUAUAAAUAUACAAUAGAAUGGUUCUACACAUAUCCCCCUGAAUCCUACUUCCUCAGAACCUUAAUAAAAUCACAUUUAACCAGCACUAAUUAGAAAAGCACCAUAAUCCCACAGCUCCCCGAGUCCCUCUUAAAUUUCAUCAUAUCUUCUCUUUUUAGUGUAACUGGAGGUGUGUGCUUCUUAGCACACACCUUAUUAGCUGUGCUUAAUCUGCGUCUUAGUUCUUCCAGUCGCCGGUCAUCAAGAUCGCCAUGCGAAACAAAUAUACACAUAUGUAUAUAGCUAUUGUGUUAUAAUAACUAUUAGCACAAUAUGUAAAAUAUUGUAAAUGUAUAUAAAAAAAUGUGUAUAUAUAAAAAAAAAAUAUUCAGUGCCUUUGCUAUCUUUUUGUAUCCUGUUCCUUGUUUGUUAAGAUAUUCUCUUAACUUUGUGAACUUUUGACUUAGUCAUAUUUCUAACAUUCAGUCAAAUGUGACAUUCAGCAAUCCCUUAGCCAGUUCAGGUAUUUCAAGUGUUUCAGCUCAAGCACACCUGGUGCAACUAAUGAAGCCCUUGAUUAGUUGCAUCAGGUGUGCUUGAGACAACACCUGUUUUGCAUAAUUGUGCUGUUGUGAUGAAUUCUAUUCAGGAGAAAUUUUGAGGCUAGAGAAGUAAUUAUAAGUUGCAUUUUCAGUUGAAUUUGGGGAAACAAGUUAAGGAAUUUGUUGUGUACAGCUAUUUGAAUUAAUUUUGUUUGAUAUGUUCCUUGCAAACAGCUGAAAGUCUGUAACUUCUGACAAUAAACCCGAUAUUUAAUGGGGGUUUAAUAAUUUUGAUUACAACUGUACGUACAGUGCUAUGUGUUUAACUGGGAGUAUGUAGCUGUGUAUGUAAUGUAUAUCUAGUUGAAAAGAUCUACUCAAUGUGUAAAUAAAUAAAUGUAAUAGGUGGGUAUAGGCUACAUGGGGAUGAAAGAGUGUCUGUGUUUAGAAGGGGCAAGAGAAAAAAAAAUAGUAUAUGUGUUUCCACAUCAAUGAUCAACAUAUUCAAUCAUAAUUUAAUGUUAGUAUAUCAUAUAUGGGACCCAUAAACUUAAAAAUCCCUCUGCUCUAAUCAAUUGAACAAGCCAAAUCUAGAUCCACAUUUAAUACUCUCGGUUCAAGUGUGCCAUAUUUGUAUAUUCCAUUGGUUUAUUUUUGGGCUUUAUUUUUUUAAUCUGUCUCCUCCUCUCCAGUGUGGUUUGACAUGGUCCUACCUAAUACCUAAUACAUAUAAAUCUUGCCAAUUAAAGGCAGGACAGCUGUUACAAUGGAUUGGAACCAGCUGUUUUUGAAAUUUAUUUCUGAUAUUAUUACAAUGUUCCAAAAUUCUCUUGUUACAUUUUUAAGAACAGACCCCAUAAACAAGAAUGAGAGUCUCCUGAUUGGUUGAGACUCUUCCUUGUCUUGGAGGGGACGGUCCAUUGCAGCAGCUUGCCACUACAAGAGCAGCUAAUUAACUUAUCUGUAUAUUGCAUUACAAAAAGUGGCAUAAUUGUCAGUCUAAAUAUAAUAACGUAUCAUUUUGCUUUUGGGGUAUGGAUUAAGUAAUUUAUCACAGUCCACCCAGACCUCUAUUAACCAAGGGAAAGUGUGUUUGCCUGUGAGUGUAUGUGUGUGUGUCUGUUAGUGUGUGUCAGUUAGCUAGUGUAUGCGUAUCUGUCAGUGAAUGUGUGUGUGUGUAUUUAGAAGGCGGGGCGGGGGGAAGGGUUGGGUGGGAGUGGCCUGGUGAGGUGGCGCCUGAGUUUUGUCCUGCCUAGGGCAGCACAAAACCAGGAUACACCACUGAUUGUACUAUUAACUUAUUUUCUGCGCCCUGUGCUAGGGCAUCCCUGAGGGCCAUUGGCCAACACAGUUGCUGUUGAAUAUGGCAUGCUUGCACAACCCCUUCGAGGCCAUACAAAAUCAACAUUGACACACAUAUUUGGUAUGUCCCUUACUGUGUCGUUGCCGCCGUGUCCAACUCCAAGGUAUGUAUUAUAAAUAACAAAGUGCAAAUUGUUUGAAACUCUGACUAUUUGGGAAUGGAGCCCCAUAUAAUUGCAAUACACAAAGUACAUAUAGUUCUUAAAUAAAAAACAGCUGUGCAAUGUCCCACUUUUCCAAAAAAAGGUUCUCAACAUGUCAUUAAAUGUUGCAUGAUUUGUCACUAAACUCAGGUUAUUCAGCCUAUAGAAGAACACUUCAGCAACCAUAUGUGAAAAUGUCCCAUGAUGAUUAAUGGAAACACUAAUUAAAUGUGUCCAGCCAUGCUUUUUUUUUUUUUCAUCUGCUUAUUAGACAGUUAACUGUUUUCACUAAUCCACUUCAUAUUCAAGCAGGGAUGGGCUAAUUAACGAUAUCCUACUGAAUUGAGUCUACUUAUUUUUUUAUAUUAUUAUGGCAAGAACCAUUUACUUGGAUUGUAAAUAAUACAAUGUAGUUUUCUGUCAUUACUUACAAACAACCAUAUCUCCAAUGAAUAAAAAAAUUUAAGGCUCAAGUACAAUUUGUUUUAGGCAAACACUGGGAUGUUUUCGGAGCCAUUUGUAACUGACUAAAAUAGAUCUUCAAGCCUGUGUGGAAGCACACCAAAAAUGUUUCAUAAUACACUGUGUGAGGACUGGAAAGAUACAACUUGUGUGGCCUGGACAUUUUGGCACCUGUUAUGCUGUUUGUCAAAAUUCUGAUUACACAGAUCACAGUGAUGUCAUUUACAUGAACAAUGUACGCUCAAUGUUUUGUGUGUGCAUUUUUUUUUAAUAACAUUUAUAAAUGCUUUUUUUUUUUCCUGAUCAUUCAUAAAGUUAAUCAACUGUAUGCUUUUCCCUGAUAACAUUUAAUUUCACACAUGUGAGAUUCAUGUUUAACAAAAUAGAUUUGGCUUCAAUUGGAGAGGUUGCUCUAUUUAGUUAACUAAUCAUUACAGAAUUGAUGACAAUAGAAUUUAGGAAUAUUCGUAAUUUGUGCAUUUACUAUAAACUGCUCAGUAAAAUUUUGCUGGACAUUCAGGGGUCUAUUUGCUAAAUGCCAACCAAAUGUUUUAAAAUUGUCACACGUUUGUGAAAACCUCCAUAUAAUCUGGUUUAUUCAAAUUUCACAAACAGCCAAAUUGCAACUACUUUUCUUAUACAGGGAGUGCAGAAUUAUUAGGCAAGUUGUAUUUUUGAGGAUUAAUUUUAUUAUUGAACAACAACCAUGUUCUCAAUGAACCCAAAAAACUCAUUAAUAUCAAAGCUGAAUAUUUUUGGAAGUAGUUUUUAGUUUGUUUUUAGUUUUAGCUAUGUUAGGGGGAUAUCUGUGUGUGCAGGUGACUAUUACUGUGCAUAAUUAUUAGGCAACUUAACAAAAAACAAAUAUAUACCCAUUUCAAUUAUUUAUUAUUACCAGUGAAACCAAUAUAACAUCUCAACAUUCACAAAUAUACAUUUCUGACAUUCAAAAACAAAACAAAAACAAAUCAGUGACCAAUAUAGCCACCUUUCUUUGCAAGGACACUCAAAAGCCUGCCAUCCAUGGAUUCUGUCAGUGUUUUGAUCUGUUCACCAUCAACAUUGCGUGCAGCAGCAACCACAGCCUCCCAGACACUGUUCAGAGAGGUGUACUGUUUUCCCUCCUUGUAAAUCUCACAUUUGAUGAUGGACCACAGGUUCUCAAUGGGGUUCAGAUCAGGUGAACAAGGAGGCCAUGUCAUUAGAUUUCCUUCUUUUAUACCCUUUCUUGCCAGCCACGCUGUGGAGUACUUGGACGCGUGUGAUGGAGCAUUGUCCUGCAUGAAAAUCAUGUUUUUCUUGAAGGAUGCAGACUUCUUCCUGUACCACUGCUUGAAGAAGGUGUCUUCCAGGAACUGGCAGUAGGACUGGGAGUUGAGCUUGACUCCAUCCUCAACCCGAAAAGGCCCCACAAGCUCAUCUUUGAUGAUACCAGCCCAAACCAGUACUCCACCUCCACCUUGCUGGCGUCUGAGUCGGACUGGAGCUCUCUGCCCUUUACCAAUCCAGCCACGGGCCCAUCCAUCUGGCCCAUCAAGACUCACUCUCAUUUCAUCAGUCCAUAAAACCUUAGAAAAAUCAGUCUUGAGAUAUUUCUUGGCCCAGUCUUGACGUUUCAGCUUGUGUGUCUUGUUCAGUGGUGGUCGUCUUUCAGCCUUUCUUACCUUGGCCAUGUCUCUGAGUAUUGCACACCUUGUGCUUUUGGGCACUCCAGUGAUGUUGCAGCUCUGAAAUAUGGCCAAACUGGUGGCAAGUGGCAUCGUGGCAGCUGCACGCUUGACUUUUCUCAGUUCAUGGGCAGUUAUUUUGCGCCUUGGUUUUUCCACACGCUUCUUGCGACCCUGUUGACUAUUUUGAAUGAAACGCUUGAUUGUUCGAUGAUCACGCUUCAGAAGCUUUGCAAUUUUAAGAGUGCUGCAUCCCUCUGCAAGAUAUCUCACUAUUUUUGACUUUUCUGAGCCUGUCAAGUCCUUCUUUUGACCCAUUUUGCCAAAGGAAAGGAAGUUGCCUAAUAAUUAUGCACACCUGAUAUAGGGUGUUGAUGUCAUUAGACCACACCUCUUCUCAUUACAGAGAUGCACAUCACCUAAUAUGCUUAAUUGGUAGUAGGCUUUCGAGCCUAUACAGCUUGGAGUAAGACAACAUGCAUAAAGAGGAUGAUGUGGUCAAAAUACUCAUUUGCCUAAUAAUUCUGCACUCCCUGUAAUUAAAGGUAUCUACUCAACUUAAUUCAACCAAUCCGCCCCCCGUUAAAACACUGUAACAAUGCCCAAAAUCUAAAUUCCCCUGAGACCCUACUCUUCUCUUAAUGGCAUUUUUUAUAACAUGGACAUAUGGCUGCAGACUGUUUGCAAUUCAGUUGAACUAUUCUAAAAUAAAUAUCCAUGUAGCAAUGAGAUCCAUGUGAAACUAGCAGAGAUCCAUUCGGCUUAGUUCAGCUAGCAUUCGUUUGUUAGUAAUAGUAAAUAUGGUGAACCACGGGGGAUUUUUAACAUCUGAGUGCAGGAAAAUUGAGCCAAAUGAAAUCAGCCAAAUUCGCUGUUUAUUUAAUAGACCCUCAUCAGUGUUACCGUAUUACAUACCAGUCAUCCGCUACUCUAUAACACAGUGUUCCUUCUUCAAACACUUGAGGAUGAUGAAAAGUUUAAAAACCAUAUUUAUUUAUUUAUUUAUUUAAUGGAAGCCCCAAAUAAAGUCUGAUUUAACUCCAAUAAUUGUUUAGUGUGAAUACAAAGCAUAACACAUAUUAAUGCAUGUACCAUUGCACCCAACAUUUUCAAUGGACAGUGACAAUGACACUUUAAGUUUUAGGGGUGUAAGUGGGAAUGUGGCCAUGGGUUGAAUAUUUUUUUUUUCAACUGAUACUGAAAGAAAAUACAUUGCAACUUUAUGAGGUUGAUUCAAAACAUGCACUUGAAUCCAUCUGGAAGCUAUACUCUCCAUUAUUAGCUGACAACUCCGAAACAAAACUGUCCUAGAAUGUAUGGUUAUCUGACCAAACAAAUUCUUUGUCAAUUCUGCUAGUUAAUGCUGGUUGUUACAUGCAGUAACGGACACAUCUAUUGAAGCUCAUAGAAUAUAAACUGUUACCACAACAUUGCCAUACAGAGCACUAAACAAACCUUAUUGAACUUUACUAAGGUUUAACUUGACAUGAUUUAUAUUAAAUUCAUAUAUUUGCAGGCCCCAUAACCUAUCCAUAACAUAUUAUUGAUUUCCUAAACAUAGCAUGGUAGCUAUUAACAGACAACAAACUUGGGCAUGGCUAUUAAAACCCAAAUGGGUAUCGGUUGGAAAAAAACACACGUUAAAGAAACCAUCUUGAAGCGUUAAUAUGAACGUUAAUAUGAACUUGACCAGGGUGUAUUCUUAUUGUCUCCAGUAUAAAUCUCCAAUAUACCAUGCAAACUGAAAUGAGGGAGAGAUGGUACAAUUGAAUAUUUAUUGUAGGAAAUGCACUUGCGAACAAUCAUUUAACAUCACUUAUCACAUAUGAAGUGCCAAGGCAGGUAUACCGAAAUACACAAAUCUAAGGCAUUGAAUGUCCUAUAGUCAGGAAAGAGAACAUACUAUAUAUAUAUAUUCAUGGGGAAAACAAUGUACACCCUCUUUGAAUUUGACUUUGGUAUACAAAGGGUUCAUCGUCGACUCAAAGACAGCAAGAUUCCCAGGUCCUGCAAAGCCAUGUGGCUGCAAAACAAGUUCAAAUCAUCACCCCUCCACCAUUGUCCUUGGCAGUUGGUAUGAGGUGUUUCUGCUGAUAUGCUGUGUUUGUUUCACCAAAUGUGGCGCUGUGCAUUGUGGCCAAACAUCUCCACUUUGGUCUCGUCUGUCUGACAUUAUUCUAGAAGUCUUGUGGUUUGUUUAAAUGCUACUUUGCAAACCUAAGCCGUGCUGCCAUGUUCGUUUUCAGAGAGAAGAGAGCUUCUCCUCACAGCCCUUCCAAACAAACCAUGCUUGUUCAGUCUUUUUCUAAUUAUACUGUCAUGAACUUUAAUAUUUAACAUGCUAACUGAAGCCUGUAGAUUCUGAGAUUGUAGAGGUUAACACAGUGAGGGAGUUUAAGCAUGCAUGGGAUAGGCAUAAGUCUAUCCUAGACUUAAAGGACCACUAUAGUGCCUGGAAAACAUACUCAUUUUCCUGGCACUAUAGUGCCCUGAGGGUGCCCCCACCCGCCCGGCUCUGGGGAGAGAAAAGGGGUUAAACUUACCUUUUUCCAGCGCCGGGCGGGGUGAUCUCCUCCUCCGAUCCUCCUCCUCUCCUUCCAUUCGGCUGAAUGCGCACGCACGGCAAGAGCUGCGCGCGCAUUCAGCUGGUCUCAUAGGAAAGCAUUCAUAAUGCUUUCCUAUGGACGCUUGCGUGUUCUCACUGUGAUUUUCACAGUGAGAAUCACGCAAGCGCCUCUAGCGGCUGUCAAUGAGACAGCCACUAGAGGAUUUGGAGGAUGGAUUAACCCAUUUAUAAACAUAGCAGUUUCUGUGAAACUGCUAUGUUUAUAAAUGGGUUAAUCCAUCCUCCAAAUCCUCUAGUGGCUGUCUCAUUGACAGCCGCUAGAGGCGCUUGCGUGAUUCUCACUAUGAAAAUCACAGUUUAUAAAAAAAAUGGGUUAAUCCUAGAGGGACCUGGCACCCAGACCACUUCAUUAAGUGGUCUGGGUGCCUAGAGUGGUCCUUUAAGUUAAGGCCAGGGACUAAUUAAAGUAUUUUGAAAAUUGGGCAGACUAGAUGGGCCGAAUGGUUCUUAUCUGCCAUUCUAUGUAACUCUUGGUUUUUUUUUUGCAAUUCCUCUGAGCAUUGCAUUGUCUGACCUUGCAGUAAAUAUGCUUUAACAACCACCACUGGAAUGAUUGGCAACUGGUUUGACUGUUUUCCACUUUUGAAUAACCUUUCUCACUGUAGAAUGACUUUAAAUUGUUUGGAAAUGGCCUUAGAACCUUCCCAGAUUGAUGGGUACCAACAAUUUCUAAGAUCACACUGGCUGUUUUUCCUCCUUGGCAUCGUGUUUACACACAUCUGAAUGCUCCAAACUGCUAAAACUUUAUCUUUUAUAGAGGUGGUCACAGUUGCUGAGGAGCAAUUAAUCAAGAGCAUUUGAUUAGCAACACGUGUCUGCUACUUAGCCUCUUAAUUCUUAUGGAAGCAGUAAGGGUGUGCUUCAUUUUUUACACAGGCGUUCUCCAUUUUGGCUUUAUUAUUCUUAAAUCAAUCAUGACACAGUGUAAUAUGUCAUGUGCUGUUGUUCAUCUGAGGUUGUAUUUAGUUAUUUUAAGACGUGCUAAGGAACAGAAGAUUGUUAUGUCCUGAUAUUUAAAACCAUAGACUUCAAAGAGGGUUCACCUUUUUUUCCCUGACAGUAUAUAUAAAACAGGCACAAAAUGAAAACCAUGUGCAUAAUAUCGUGAAGGUCCACUCAUACUGCCAAACCAGCUCUUUUACGUUGAGUCAUUGACUCCACAAGACCUCUGAAUGUGUCCUGCAGUAUCUGGCACCCAUACAUUAGCAACAGAUCCUUUAAGUCCUACAAGUUGCGAAGUCGAACCUCCAUAGGUUAGAUUUAUUUUUCCAGCACAUCCCACAGAUUUUCAACCAGAUUGAGAUCUAGGAAUUUGGAAUCCAAGGCAACACCUUGAAGUCUUUGUCAUGUUCCUGAAACCAUUGCUCAAAAUUUUUGUAGUAUGACAGGGUGCAUUAUAUUGAUGAAAGAGGCCACUACCAUUGCCAUGAAGGGAUAUACAUGGUCUUCAACAAUCUCUAAAUAAAUGGUACGUAUCAAAGUAACACCUACAUGAAUACCAGGACCAAGGUCUCCCAGGAGAACAUUGCCCAGAGCAGUGGUCCCCAACACAGUCCUUAUGGACCACCAAGAGUCCAGAUUUUGUUAGUAUCUCCAUUUAAAUAAAAAAGGGAAAUACAUACAUCCUAGACUAUUGUUGGGCCUUGAGGACUGGAUUGGGGACCACUGGCCCAGAGCAAAACACUGCCUCCGCGGGCCUGCUUUCUUCCCAUUGUGCAUCUUGCUGCCAUCUCUUUCCCAGGUAAUAGACACAUGUGCACCCGGCCAUCCACCUAAUCUAAAAUAAAACUUUAUUCAUCAGACCAGGCAACCUUCUUCCAUUGCUCUAUUGUCCAGUUCUGAUGCUCACGUCCUCAUUGUAGGCAUUUACGGCAGUUGACAGUUGUCAUCAUGGGCACUCUGAACGGUAUGAAGCUAUGCAUCUACAACACAUAAAAUUCAAGAACUGACUGUUCACUUGAUGCCUAAUAUAUCCCACCCUUGACAGGUGCCAUUAUUAUUCACUUCACCACCUCAGUAGUUUUAAUGUUGUGGGCUGAUCAGUGUUUAUGUUUCUUUUUUUAAUGUAUUUUUCCAGUGCUAUGGAUUGAUUUUACUAUGCCAUCAAUAAAGGAGGAGUUUUGUUUUUUAAAUUUUGGUAGAAUUGUAUUUUUGAAUGCUUCGUUAAGCACCUAUCGCAGGGCUAUUUGUUUGUUGGCCCUGUCCACAUAUGUUCCAUGAAAGUUCUUUUUGAAGGUGGCACUUGGCAAUUGGGUCAGCUGCACGUGUAUGUGGCAAUAUGCCAAAUUCCCACAAUCUGCAUAUUUGUACAUAUUUAUUUUAUAAAUGAAUUACUGCCUGAUAAAUAGGUUUAUUCACUAAACACAGGAUUUUGUUUAUCUGGACAAAUGACUGAAUUUCAACUGUAAUAGCAAUUAUCAUAUAUACUAAAGCCAAAUACUGUCGGAAUUUAAUCACAACCGAGCACCUCAACAGCAAUCGCCUGGAUAAAAUCAGUGCUUCCUCAUCUGAACCAUGUACAAAGUAUAGGAUGCAGAAGAUUCACAAACACAAAGGAUAUGAGAUUUCUGAGAACGGACAAAAGCUUUCGGAAUCUCAGUAGCUUGCCCUUCGGUAAAUCCACGCUCAGGUCUCAAAAUGUUUGUUUUUUAUCAUAAGAUUCACAAAGCAUCAAUAUAAAAAAAAAAUCAAAACUGAAUGCAUCCAGGAGGCUGCAGAUUUGCUAAUUAUUAUUCAUUAGCUUCUUUAUAAGUAAAUUAAUUAUUUUAAGUACUAUUUGCUCGCUGGCAGUGCUAGUAGCCUCUGGGCAAAUAGUUAAAAACCCUCAGUGAUGCAAAGGUUAAUUAUGUGGCAACUGGCCAGUGCUUGCUAGUCAUCCACUACAUAAAAUUUUUUAAAAUACAUAAAUACUAUAAGUGAGGUAUAAAAUCUCCAUAUACACCCACCUACCAUGUGGUGGGGGUGUAUCUGUUAAAUGUUUUAAACUACUGACUGGGCAGCCAUUCCUGCUAACUCAUUAGAAAGUUGUGGAGAGGCCUGUUAAAUGGUACAGGAGGACCCCUAUAUCCCGACUUGUGGGCAUUGGGUGGGGACUUCAAAAUAAAUAAUGGAGAGCAGAUGGGGGCUAUUUAAUAAAAUAAAAGGGGGGAAAUCCUAAUGUUCCCCCUGCACUCAUCUGUUAUCAGCAGGUGGGGCUAUUAUAUUAUAUAGGGGAGAGCCAAGUGUCCCCCAAAACCCAAGGGCGAUAUGUGGGGCCUUAAUUAGAACAGUCAAGGUCAUGUCUAUAUCAAAGAUGUUUAACUUCCAUUUAUAUGAAUACUUUGAAAGUGUAAAUCAGUCAGUGAGUCAUAGUUACAAUAUAGUUACAUAGUUACAUAGCUGAAAAGAGACUUACGUCCAUCAAGUUCAGCCUUCCUCACAUAUGUUGUUGCUGUUGAUCCAAAAGAAGGCAAAAAACCCAGUCUGAAGCGCUUCCAAUUUUGCCACAAACUAGGAAAAAAAUUCCUUCUUGACCCCAAAAUACCAGUCAGAUGUCUCCUUGGAUCAAGCAGCUAUUACCCCACUAAUUAGAAAUUAUAUCCCUGUAUGUUAUGUUUUUGUAAGUAUUUAUCCAAUUGCAGUUAAAACAUCUGUAGUGACUCUGACAAAACCACAUCUUCAGGCAGAGAAUUCCAUAUCCUUAUUGCUCUUACUGUAAAAAAAACAUUUUCUUUGCCUUAGAUGAAAUCUCCUUUCAUCCAGCCUAAAUGUGUGACCUCGUGUGUUAUGUAUAGCCCUGUUUAUGAAUAGAUUUCCAGAUAAAGGUUUGUACUGGCCCCGAAUAUAUUUUUAUAAAGUUAUCAUAUCCCCUCUCAGGUGCCGUUUUUCCAAACUAAACAGAUUAAAUUUUUUUAACCUUUCUUCAUAACUAAAAUCCUCCAUUCCUUUUAUCAAUUUUGUAGCUCGUCUCUGGACUUUUUCUAGUGCCAUGAUAUCUUUCUUUAGAACAGGCGCCUAAAAUUGCACAGCAUAGUUCUUCAACUAUUACAGACACAUGAUAAGACAGUCAAUUUUGGUGCUUCCUUUGGUGCUUUGUGAUCUGAGCCUCUACAAUCUCAAAAACAUUGAAAAUACAAUUUUAAAUGUAUUUUGAAAAAUAAAUGCAUUCUGUCAUGAACAAAGUUUGAUUUUUCAGUGGACAUAGUCAGUAGUUUCACAGGACUUACAAAAAUGUGUGUGUACCGUGUUGGUUUCUACAGAGCAUGGACAGAGCCUUUGUUAAAUUCCAUGACGGUCUGUAAAAAAUAAGGUAAAUUUGCUGUAGGGUAAUGGAUGUCCUACACUAAAAUUACAUUUAAACAGGUAAGGAAAACGUAUUAUUAGUCGCACAAAGCAAUGGGUGCAAAUUAAAACAAGAAUUUGAAAUACAUUUUUUGCGUAUUAAACAAAAUAUGUCAUUGACAGGUAGUCACUUAAAUGACCCUAUCAGCCAUUUGGGUAAACCUUUUCAUGACCUUCUACAUGGAUGAUCGAGUUAAAACAAGUCCUUUCCUUGAGUACUUUUGUUACAUGCAUCUUCCAGUCAGUGGUGUCUGUUACAUUCUAUUUGAAGAUAUAACUAUUGAAAAUGAGGUGUAAGAAUCGUAAAAAUCUGAUUAGAGUCUGAAAAUGGAAAUGCCAUUUUGUAUAUUGAAUGGAUUUGUUGAACACCAGUUAAUAAAAUAGGUAGUAACAGUAUCAAUCAGGUGCUUUGUUUUAUGUUCCAUCAACAAGACAUUGAUAUUUGUUCAGCAUUAAGGAUGUGUGUAGGUGCCAUAAUACAAAGCACUCCUUAAAAAAGUUAUAUUCACAGUAUGACCAGUAUUGUAUCAUAUAUUCUUUGCUGGCAUAACCAAGACAUUUUUACCUGUGUCAAUCAGUGAUCAUACUUCAUUAAAUCAGAAAUGUAAUAUUGAUUACGGGAAAUUCAAAAAUUAGAGCCAAGAUAGCCAAGCAGAAUCCAUAGCUGACUUAUAGAAUUGUUCCAUUUUGGCUAUUUUAGUCUUACAUUUAUGGGGAUGUGGCCAGCAGUCAAGGAGAGCAGACAUGCCCUUUAUUCUUUUAUUUUUAAGCCAUUCUAUUGUCAAUUUGCUGAUGUGCUUGAGAUCAUAGUUCUGUUACAUGAUCAUUGUCCUGUCAGCCAAGAUCAGACAGAUGACCUCACAUUUGACUCUAGAAUACUUUUGUGGUCAUGGUCAACCCAAUGAUUUCAAGGUUCCAAGGUCCUGUGCCUCCAAAAUAAGCCCAAAUAAUCAUCACCCCUCCACCACCGUGCUUGACAGUUUGUAUGAGGUGUUUGUGCUGAAAUACUGUUUUAUCUUUUCACCAAACUUGGAGCUGUGCAUGAUGGCUAAACAUCCCCUCACUGGGGAUGGAAAACUGACUCUUUUGCUUUUGUAGAUUGCUUUUGUAUUUUGGUCACCCUGUGCCCAGCAUAGGUACAGGGUGUGUAUAAUGUAUUGAUUUCCCAGGUUGUAUGUGCCUUUUCCCCUCCCCCUUCUCCUGUCUUGUUGUUCUCCCCUUCACUAAGUGUCAUCAUAUGCUUGGGGAGGUGGGCUAAAAUCCUUACAGCAGCAGUUCUUCACCUGAGAGGACUUCAGCGGAGAUACUAACUUGGAGUAUUGAAGCUCCGCUACAUAUUUUAAUAUAUAAAAAUAUUAGCCCUCCUUUUUUACCUUUAUGGUUUACUUCUCACUUGAUCUGUUCCAUUGCCAUCAAUUAUAAUCUUUUUUGUGGCACCACAGGUGAAAUUCAGAAUCAUGGCCCUAAAUGAACAUGUUCAGCCAAUUCGCGUUAUGUUUCAUCUCUCGAUUUAAGUAAAUUGUGGCUCAGAGCUCAGGAAUUCAACCAAUAUUUUGAUCGGUCUAAAUUUGGACAAACUGCAGUUCAAACCAAAACGAAUCUCCAAGUCUAUAGCAUGGACAUUAUUUGAGGUAUUCUGAAGACUGUUGCUCAUGUUAUUCUUUCCUUAUCUCAUUUCCAGCACAGAUGAGCACAAGAACUUAAAAGGGGAUUGAUUGAGUCUCCUUUAUGUUUUACUGGCACCUUAAAAUCCCCUAAACCAUCUUGUUCCCUUGCAAUUAGGUCACCAACAGUUGCAUGUCAAUGGUCUAUUUUUUUAUUGCUUAUUACUGCCAUGUGGUACUGGAUUAAGCUUCAGUAAUGUGAAACAAAGUUUUGAAUAUCUGCCAAACAUUCACUCGGUCAUUCGCAAAUUAAUGUGGCCAACUUCCAUGUGCUUUGAAAAAUGUGACAAAGCAUUCACUUAUCCCUUUCCAUAACCUUUUAUUCCUGGAGCUCUUGCUUAGUGUUGGAAAAACGGAUAGUUAAUUGAGGACUUGCAGCAUUAUAACUGGUGAUUUCUUCCAACCAGUCUGAAUCGACCACCUCAUAAAACCCAAGCUGUAAGAAGUCAAUGACUAUAUGUGAGUUUGGCAAUAGUGAGAGUAGUUUUGGAGAAGCAGCCUUUUAUUAAAACCCUUGCUCUUUCCCCUCACUAUAAAAAAGCACAAAAAUAAAAUGAAAAGUAUUAACUCACAUUAGCUCCCAUGCUGAGGCCAAAUUCUUCCUGCAGCCCGAGUCUCCUCAAUUGAUGCCAUGCUUCCUCACUGGACUGAUCUUGGGUAGGCGUGUCCAGAGUCCCUUGCAGUAGUGAGAGCACUGUUAAAGUGAGAUUUCUUUGGGAAAAGCAAGUCUUAUGGCUCGACUGGUGUGUGUUUAGCAAUGUAUUAACUAUCCACUUACUUCAGGUGGAAGGGGUUUUCAUUCACACUUUUUCCCCACCACAACUCUGUUGGUAUGUGUGUGUGUAUGUAUAUAUAUACAGGGAGUGCAGAAUUAUUAGGCAAGUUGUAUUUUUGAGGAUUAAUUUUAUUAUUGAACAACAACCAUGUUCUCAAUGAACCCAAAAAACUCAUUAAUAUCAAAGCUGAAUAUUUUUGGAAGUAGUUUUUAGUUUGUUUUUAGUUUUAGCUAUGUUAGGGGGAUAUCUGUGUGUGCAGGUGACUAUUACUGUGCAUAAUUAUUAGGCAACUUAACAAAAAACAAAUAUAUACCCAUUUCAAUUAUUUAUUAUUACCAGUGAAACCAAUAUAACAUCUCAACAUUCACAAAUAUACAUUUCUGACAUUCAAAAACAAAACAAAAACAAAUCAGUGACCAAUAUAGCCACCUUUCUUUGCAAGGACACUCAAAAGCCUGCCAUCCAUGGAUUCUGUCAGUGUUUUGAUCUGUUCACCAUCAACAUUGCGUGCAGCAGCAACCACAGCCUCCCAGACACUGUUCAGAGAGGUGUACUGUUUUCCCUCCUUGUAAAUCUCACAUUUGAUGAUGGACCACAGGUUCUCAAUGGGGUUCAGAUCAGGUGAACAAGGAGGCCAUGUCAUUAGAUUUUCUUCUUUUAUACCCUUUCUUGCCAGCCACGCUGUGGAGUACUUGGACGCGUGUGAUGGAGCAUUGUCCUGCAUGAAAAUCAUGUUUUUCUUGAAGGAUGCAGACUUCUUCCUGUACCACUGCUUGAAGAAGGUGUCUUCCAGGAACUGGCAGUAGGACUGGGAGUUGAGCUUGACUCCAUCCUCAACCCAAAAAGGCCCCACAAGCUCAUCUUUGAUGAUACCAGCCCAAACCAGUACUCCACCUCCACCUUGCUGGCGUCUGAGUCGGACUGGAGCUCUCUGCCCUUUACCAAUCCAGCCACGGGCCCAUCCAUCUGGCCCAUCAAGACUCACUCUCAUUUCAUCAGUCCAUAAAACCUUAGAAAAAUCAGUCUUGAGAUAUUUCUUGGCCCAGUCUUGACGUUUCAGCUUGUGUGUCUUGUUCAGUGGUGGUCGUCUUUCAGCCUUUCUUACCUUGGCCAUGUCUCUGAGUAUUGCACACCUUGUGCUUUUGGGCACUCCAGUGAUGUUGCAGCUCUGAAAUAUGGCCAAACUGGUGGCAAGUGGCAUCGUGGCAGCUGCACGCUUGACUUUUCUCAGUUCAUGGGCAGUUAUUUUGCGCCUUGGUUUUUCCACACGCUUCUUGCGACCCUGUUGACUAUUUUGAAUGAAACGCUUGAUUGUUCGAUGAUCACGCUUCAGAAGCUUUGCAAUUUUAAGAGUGCUGCAUCCCUCUGCAAGAUAUCUCACUAUUUUUGACUUUUCUGAGCCUGUCAAGUCCUUCUUUUGACCCAUUUUGCCAAAGGAAAGGAAGUUGCCUAAUAAUUAUGCACACCUGAUAUAGGGUGUUGAUGUCAUUAGACCACACCCCUUCUCAUUACAGAGAUGCACAUCACCUAAUAUGCUUAAUUGGUAGUAGGCUUUCGAGCCUAUACAGCUUGGAGUAAGACAACAUGCAUAAAGAGGAUGAUGUGGUCAAAAUACUCAUUUGCCUAAUAAUUCUGCACUCCCAUAUAUAUAUAUAUAUAUAUAUUUUUUUUUUUUUUAUUAUUAUUAUUAUUUUUAUUUUUAUUUUAUUUAUUUUUUUACCACUUGGCACACACAUAUAAGUGCUGUAUAUCACACAGUGUGACACAUUUUGUUUGAGGUGUAUACACAUUUUUAAAUACUGCUGUGUGGUGAUACAGUUCACUACCUGUUAUUUAUUGUCAAAGUAAUUACUAGCUGCACUUGAUUUUAGCACUGGAUAUUAAACACUAUAUGCACUUUUUUAAUGUAUACACUGCCUUUUCAGAGAAAAGGCUUAGUAACACCUCUAGUGGCAUUCACUCAGAUGGCCUCUGGAGGUGCUUCCUGGGUCUAUGCUGCACAAUGUGCAGCAUUGAUGUUUAGCAUCUCAAUGCUGUGGGAAAGCAUUAGAUUGGCUGAGAUUGUCAAUUUUGAUGAUUUAAGCCAAGGAGGCAAUGCGAGGCAGAGCCAGCUGCGAGGAGACUUGCGCGGCCCUGAAAAAACUGUUAUACCUUUUUUGUAGAGAGCAAAUGGGGGGGAAGGUGAGGGGGGAGCUGGAGACUUAAAAUAUGUUUUUAACACUAUAUUGCCAGGAAUACAUGUUUGUAUUCUGGGCUCUAUAGUGUUCCUUUAAGAGUAUUACACUACUUUAAUUUUACCAGUUUAGAAUGUUUAUUCUGGGAGUAAUUAAUUCUGGGAAGCAUCUAGUACUGUGAGGAAUUGAGAUCAAUUAAAUACACAUAAAAAAUAAUCUCAUGCAUUAAAAUAAGAAUGGCAGCUUUGCAUGACUAAAUGGAAAUAUUGAUGGACCUUUUGCAUGGUGUAUAUAAAGUCAAGAAGUGUUUAACAGCUGGGCAUUAUAAAAUAGAUAGUUUAUUAACAAAUGUAGCCUUCGCUUUUCAAAUAUUCUAAAGCAGUAAUUAGCAAGCUGCAUUGACAAUAUAAAUAAAUAAGCAUUGCUAAAAGACAAGGGCACACGAAACAAUGCUAAAUAAAUAAAUAAUGAUAUGCCUUUAUCAUAAAGCAGCUCAGUUUCAAAAGUAAUGAAACCUGUCUGCGCUUUCGUAGUACAAUAUAAAAAAGGUAUCUCUGCUGUAGCCUUUUGCUUCACUAUGUAUAGAGCUAAAAAUAUCUAUACAAUUGCUAGCUCGUAGGCGGACAGAUUCCACAAGAAUAUGCUCAAAAUAGCUGCAAUGUAAUGCACACUUUCACAUUUUUUUCAGCCAUUAGAAAAGAGUCAUUACUGGCUACUGGCAGUUUUAUAAAAAAUAUAUUGCGGGAAAUCAUAUCGUAAAAGUAACAUGAAUCCAACAUUUUGGCAAUGCCUACAGUAUUUUCUUUAUUAUAGCAAGACCUUAUGUGACAUCUUUACACCAUGUGGAGCUAGUAUGAUGUCCAAAGAGAAGAAUGAAGCUUUCCUAUUCCGACUGUACCAACCGUGUUCUAGUUUAUAUUUAAUUAAAAUUCUAAGUUAAAAAUAAAUUAUAUUUAUUUUUAUAUUUAUAUGAACAAAGUAACAUAAUACAAUUGUGAAUAAGCAGCUUUUUAUUAUUUUAAAUUGAUUUUAUUAUUAAAAUUCCCCUGUCCCUCAGGGGUUGAUUGGACAUGUUACCCAACCCCCAGCUGCUAUUUUUUUUAUCAGAUCUGAUUAGUGAAACUGUUUAUGAAGCAGAUAGAAUCUGAUGUGGAAUCAAUCAAUUAAUUGAUUAUCUUGUGUAUCUGCCCCCGGCCAAAUUAAAGAAGUAGUGCAUGCACGCUCCUAAAGUAGACACAAGUUUCGGGUUAAUGAACAACUUGAGGAAUGUUUAUUCUGAGGGGAUGGCAUGCCCCUUAUAAAGCAAAAUUACAUAAUAUGCUUUGUCAGAGAUAACAUGAAAUAAUACAUCAAUAAUUGGUUAGGUGUUAAGUGGUUCAUUUAUUGCUCUUCCUACCGGGUGUGAUGUUACUGGUAUCUUGGAGGUCUCCCCUAGAUUCCAGCGCCAUCUUGUUAGUGAGGGUGUUAGUCGAUGUAGAAGGGGAAACUCCCUAGCGGCCAUUUUAGGUAAAUCACAUAUAAAGUUGAAUAAUGCUAAUUGUAGAUAUACUGAGUAAAUAGGCAUUUUACUAACAUAAAUUGAGUUAAUAUUUUUGUCCACAACAGAAUCCAUAGUGCAUUUUUUGUGUGAAAGGGUUGCAUCCUGUGAUCUCCCAUGCCACUGACCACACAAACAUACAAUCACUGCUUGGUGAGGUAGUGUACAUCAAAAAGGACUUUACCUGCAUUGGGGCCUAAUGUAAUGUAAGCCAGAGAAAGAAAAGGAUUACUUCAUCCACCAUGGCUACAUCUUAGAAGUGGUCAUGGUAGUAGGAGUCUGUAUGUGCAGCGUUUCUGCAUGAAUCACUGCACAUAUAAAGAAAUCUGCACUUUUUUGUUUCUCCCUCAAUUUUCAACAUUUACAAUUUUGUUUUAAUAAUUAAAGAGCUUGCUCAUGCGUUCUGACCUGUUGAAAUGGUCCACUCAAACGCUCCUCUAUGAGCAGAACUUCAUUGAACCACAGAUGACGUGGCGUGACGACAGACAUGGGGUCAAAGCGGCACUGGAUUCAAGGUGAGUUUUAAUCUAGUCAAUUGUUUUAUAAAUAAAAUAAGGGAGGGUGGACAAGAUCAAAAGUGCACAAUAGUACAUAAUAAAGAUUUUAAAAAAUAUUGUCUAGAAUAGGGUUAUAGUAACCCAUGAGGAGAAGUGACAGGAUAUAUCCUUACUAUUUGUAUAAUAAAAUAAACGAAACAAUACAAAUCUACAAUUUUAGAAGAUCCUGGUUUUCUCAAAUUUUGCAAUACUAUAAAUAGCAAUUCUAGGGAAAGUUCUAAAUUAGAGCUAAACCAAAAUCACUCCAACCUUUUAUUUAUGUAUUUGCUCCAUGUAUGUCAAAAGGCAGCGUGGCAUAGAAGAAGAAAAAGUUUAUAUUAGCAAAGUGUAGAACUCUCAUUUCUAAUACUGUAGAUCUAUGAAAACAGAUAGGGAGUAAUUUCUAAGCAGAAAUUCUUAGUCCCAGAUCUACAUUUAGAGCAAAUCAUGAGGAACAGUCUAUUUGUUUCCAUGGUUAUAGUUCUAAUUUUAGAACAUUCCCCAGAAUUGCUAUUUAUAUUAUUGCAAAAUUUGAGAAAAUUAUUACUUCUAAACAUGUAUUGCUUUUGUUUUUUUGUUUGUUUUAUUAUCCAAAUAGUAAGGAUAUAUCCUGCCACUUCAUGGAUGGGACAAAGCAGAGAUUGAAAGUGUUUUUCUGGCUGGCUGAGCAUCCUGAGAAAUUUAGUUCACAAAUAAUUAAAAGCAUAAACUACUCUGUGUACCCCAGGCACUGUUUUGAAACUGCAUUUCCCAUGAUGCACAACCAACCAAGGCUGAUUGAGCAUCAUUAGAAAUAUUGUUCACAAACAUCUGGAAACAUCAGGAUCUCUACAUACAUUAUGCACUGGAGAUAAUUUGAAACCACUUUUUCACCAUAAAAGGCUUGCUGAGCAUCCAGGCAAAUGUCAUUCACCUACAUAUACAAACAUAAUUUUAUUAUCCCAGUUAGUCUCAGGUUCUGUGGAAUGUUUGCAUUUUUGUCCUUGUCAGUUCAACUUUGUUUACUUGCUCUGAAAUAGUGGAAUAGGUCACUAAACAGUGCUGUCAGUAAGGAGGCAAUGCAUGAUUUUUACAGCUGUUCAUUUUUUCAGCCAUAAAUACAAAAGGUUCAGCCUGACACAACACGUGUGAAGCUGUUUGCUGCUGUUCUCUACCUAAAGCAGUAGAGGCUGGUAUAGGCAGUGGUGUAUCCUGGUUUUGUGCUGCCCUAGGCAGGACAAAACUCAGGCGCUCUCCUUCCCCCCCCGCCACUCCCACCCAACCCUUCCCCCCGCCCCUCCUUCUAAAUACACACACACACAUUCACUGACAGAUACGCAUACACUAGCUAACACUAACAGACACACACUCACUAACAGACACACUCACACUAACAGACACACACACACACACACACACUAACAGACACACACUAACAAACACACACACACACUAACAGACACACACUAACAGACAUACACACUCACUAACAGACACACUCACUAACAGACACACACACACACUAACAAACACACACUGACAGACACACACUAACAGACAUACACACACACUCACAUUAACACAUUUUUAAAAAAAUUUUAUUUAACCCCCCCAGCCUCCUUACCUUUGGGAAUGCUGGGAGGGGGGGUUCCCUCUCUUCCUGAGGGUGCAGUGGCUGCUGGGCGGGCGGCGCUAGCUGGUGGCUGGUGAGGGAGCACUUCCUCUGAGCUGUCUGCUCAGCUCCCUCGCGCGCCGCAGAGUGAUGCCGGGAAUAUGACAUCAUAUUCCGGCUCCCAGCUUCACUCUGCGGAGUGCGAGGGAGCUGAGCAGACAGCUCAGAGGAAAUGCUCCCUCGCCAGCGCCACCCGCCCGACCGGCAUGUCAGUUAACAAGACAUUUGCCCUGGGCAUUUUGGGUGGCUUUUUUUGCCACCCCCUGGAAAAUGCCGCCCAAGGCAAAUGCCUUGUUUGUCUCACAGCUAAAACGUCCCUGGGUAUAGGCCCAUAGGUCCAUGUUGCAAAAAAAAAAAAGUAGCUGUGAGAACUAACGAUAAAUGUAUUAAAAAAGCUGAAAUUUCCAGAUGCUGUGUUUGUUUUUUUUAUGGUUUUGAGCAUGGCGUAACAUCUCAUUGUGUCAGGGUUUGAGUGGGCAGAACUUGGAUUGUUUAAAGGAACACUUUAGGCACCCAGUUCACUUCAACACAAUGAAUUGGACUGGGUGCCAUCUGCCCCUGUUUUAACCCUGCUGCUGAAAACAUUGCCAUUCCUCGGGAUUAGCAAUUAUUUCUCUGCAAGUUACCCUGCCUCUAGAGGCUGUCAUGCUAGCAGCCAUCAUAACUGUUAAGUGAUAUAGCAUUGGGAAACCUAUGGGAAUGCAUUGGGUUGGCUCAGAUCCUCAACAUUGAUGAUCUCAACCAAAGAGGCGGCGCUUCACGGAGGAGACCACUGAAGGGUAGGCUGAAAGAUAAGUAAUAUUGCCUUUAAUACCUUUACCUACAACCAUGGCAGCACUGGCCGGUCAUCUAAAUGGUGACCAGGGCACUAUAGCAUUAGGAAUUCCUUUUUUUAUUUUCAAAAACCAUAGUGUUCCUUUAAAAAAACCAAAAACUUUUAUUUUAAUUCUGCAAUGUAAAACAGUUACUACCUUCUCCAGAGUGAAACCUGGACCUGGAAUGACUUAGUAUAUGCCACAGUAUAUUUGUAUGUAUACAUAUAUAAUUUUGUUAAGAAUAUUUGCUUAGAGAUUUAAUUGCAUGUUCUCCUAAAUGAUUGUCAUUUACUAUCCUUUAUUAUUUAUUUAUAGUUUUUACAGAGAGUAAAGCUGUAGAACACUUCUCAUAAACAAGAGAAAAUCAGUUUAUUUCUACAAUAUAUUUCCACUCUUGUUAGUCAAGUAACAAUUUCUACUCUUUUUAAUGUUGCCAAGCAACAAAGUGACCUCUUCCAGUGUGUUUCUAAAAUGAUAACUCAUAAAAUAUUCAAAACUCAUGUUCUUAAGAUUUUAAACAUGGUUAAAAUGGAGUUUGAAACUCUGAAAUUACAUUAAAUGUAAAAUGAAAUUAACUUAAAAUAUAUUCUUCUAAGUAACUUCCUUGGCCUUAAAUAACAAUAGAACUCACAAAAAAAAAAAAAGAUGCUAUGUUACGUAACCACUUCCUUCCAUACAAUGUACCUAUUCUGGCUCAUUUAUUUACUUACACCAUUUGCUUUACAUACACCACUGUCUUUCACCCUGCCAAUAAAACAUAUUUCUUGGCUGCAUUUACACUAUACUCUAUCUGAAUCAGGGUGAGUAUAAUCAUUGUGUUUACAUUGCCCCUAGGGACAUCUCCCAAAGGCCACUUCACAGAUGGCCACUGGAGGUGCUUCCUGGGUCAGUGCUGCACAGUAGGCAGCUCUGCCGUUCACGCUCUGCAUGGGGAUGCUGAAUUUUCCUCAUAGAUAUGCAUUGAUUCAAUGCAUCUCUAUGAGGAGGUGCUGAUUGGCCAAAACGGCAUUUGGCCCCACCCCUUGCCAAUUUUAGCCAAUCCAAUGCUUUUCCCAUGGGAAAGCAUUGGAUUGGCUAAAAGUCGUCAAUUCUGAUGAUGUCACAAAUGGAGCGACCCUUGUAGAGCUGAAAAUAAGGUGAGUUUUAACCCAUUCUGAGGGGGCUAAGGGAGAAGGCAAGCCACCUAAAUGGUGGGUUUAACACUAUAGGGACAGGAAUACAUGACCGGUGUAUAGUCGUCAUAUGGGCAGUCGGACUCCAGGACAACCCUCCCACAUACCUAACCCAAUAACGCACUGACACUCGGGUAUAUGGGAAAAUUUGUCCACAGCUUUAUUAAACAAUCUUAAAUAAUAAUAACAAUAUAUUCAUUAUAACAUAAAUAACUUAACAAAUAAACAUGGGUCAUUGCCCCCCAUACUCCACCCUCGCAUCCGAAUCCUUCUGUUAAUAUAAAAGGCAAUGACCCCCAUAUAAAUAACACAUAUAUAUAACAUAUACCAACAUUAUUCCAACAUACCAACUUAAAGUGCCAAACAUAAAUUAACCAUGGCAGGGGUAUACCCAGAAUGCCGAAGUUCCGAGGUGUCAAAGUGCCGAAGUUCCGAAGCACAGUAUUGCCUAAGUACUAAUAUACUUACCCAGUGAAAGAAGAAGAAUGUUACACUGUAUACAAUUUCAAAUAAAAAGUAUACAAACAUAGCCAGGAUCCAGCUGUAAGCUUUUGAAACACUUACAACAAUCAAGUAACAUACAUUCAUAUAAAAUGUAAGUUACUUAGCCAGUCAUGUAAUGACAAGAAUGAAUAAGUAGAUAACUCCCUAAUUCCCACGGUAUUAGGGAGCUAUCUACUAAAAGGCUGAAAGACCUAAAUUGGUCUUUCAGCCAAAUUUACUAAUACUAAGUAAAGAUUACUUAGUAUUAGUAAAUUAUGCCCCUACUCGCUAUAACCUGUGGCUGUGGCUGCUCACUGUAAAAAAAAAAAGGGGGCCCCCCUCCCUGAGCGCCGGGUGGGGGCCCUAAAGUAAAAAAUAUAUGAAUUGUGACCUAUUGUCCUCCCCACCGGCCCCCACCCUUGAGCGGUGGGUGGGGGCCCUAAAUACAAAUUGGGAGUGGACCUAAUGUCCUCCCCCCUGGCCCCCACCCCUGAGUGGUGGGUGGGGGCCCUAAACAAGAAUAAGGGGGGGCAUAAUGUCCUCCCCCUGGCCCCCACCCCUGAGCGGUGGGUGGGGGCCCUAAAUACAAAUUGGGGGAGGACCUAAUGUCCUCCCUCCCUGGCCCACACCCCUGAGCGGUGGGUGGGGGCCCUAAAUACAAAUUGGGGGAGGACCUAAUGUCCUCCCCCUGGCCCCCACCCCUGAGCGGCGGGUGGGGGCCUUAAAUACAAAUUUAACCCCCCUCCCCUCCAGGUGACUAGGGGUCCCCAAACCCCUAGUCACCCCCUCCCCAAAAAAAUAAACUCCUACCUACCCCCUCGCCCUAAAAAUAAUGAGGGGGGACCUUUAACUAAAUACCUGUAAAAAUAAACUUACCAUUCAAUGUUUUCUUUCUUGUAAAAUCUUCUUUUUUCAGCCCCAAAAAAGGCCAAAUAAAAAUCCAUAAUAACCGACGCAAUUAAAAAAACAAACCCCAAAAAAAUGAGCGCAAAAAAAAAAAAUCCACCUUCACCCGGCGAGGGUGUUGACCUACAAUUAAGUCAUCUGUAAUAAUUACUCUUAAAUCCAGUUCCUCAGAUGUUGAGGUUAGGACUCUAUCAAAUAUUCUGUACUUUGCCCUUGGGUUUUUAUCCACUUUAAAUGUCAGUUGCCACAACUAUGACCAUUUUUCUAGUUUACCUAAAUCAUUUACCACUUGGCUUAUCACUCCUGGAACAUCAAUCUUGUUACACAUCUUAGUAUCAUCAGCAAAAAGACAUACCUUACCAUCAAGACCUUCUGCAAAUCACUAAUAAAAAUAUUAAAGAGUGACAAGCCCAUGCUUCGAAUAUACUCCUUUGACUACAACCCUCUGUUGCCUGUCACUCAGCCACUGCCUUACCCAUUCAACAAUAUUGGAAUCCAAACUUAAAGAUUGCAGUUUAUUGAUAAGCCUUCUAUGUGCAACAGUGUCAAAAGUUUUACUGAAAUCUAGGUAAGCAAUGUAGGUGCAGUAAGGCAUAUUUGGUGGGACUGCCCUGGAAUAAUACACUUUUGGAAUAAUGUAAAAGAUACGGUAACUGAGACUACGGGGUAAACCCCCUCAUUUUGGUAUUGGGAAUGUGCUGUUGCAUUUGACACCUAUUCCACUUUCUAAAUACACUGCUUGGCCAAAAAAAAAGUCGCCACCUGGAUUUAACUAAGCAAACAGGUAAAAGCCUCCUAUUGGAUAGUUAUUGCAAGGGCGAUUAUCUUUCAGCUGGCAAAAAGUUAUUUAACCCCAACUGAUGCAAUGAGCAGCUUCUCUUUUCUUUAACAACUUUGUCGAAUGACACAUCCCAUGGUUGUGGAAAAGAUGUUAAGUCUGUUUGAGAAGGUUCAAAUCAUUGGCAUGCAUCAAGCAGAGAAAACAUCUAAGGAGAUUGCAGAAACUACUAAAAUUUGGUUAAGAAAUGUCCAGCGCAUUAUUAAAAACUGGAAGAAUAGUGUGGAACCAUCGUCUUCGAGGAAGAAAUGUGGUCGGAAAAAAAUCCUGAUUGAUUGUGAUCUGUGAUCACUUAAACACUUGGUGAAAUAAAAACGUAGAAAAACAACAGUAGAACUCAGGGCUAUGUUUAAUAGUUAAAGUAAGAGCAAAGGAAGCACAGAAUGCAAAGGAAACUCAAGGGAUUGGGACUGAACAGCUGUGUAGCCUUAAGAAAACCACUUAUCAGUGAAGCUAAUCGGAAAAAAAGGCUUCAGUUUGCUAGGGAGCAUAAAGAUUGGCUCUGGAGCAAUGGAAGAAGGUCAUGUGGUCUGAUGAGUCCAGAUUCACCCUGUUCCAGAGUGAUGGGUGCAUCAGGGUAAGAAGAGAGGCAGAUGAAGUAAUGCACCCAUCAUGUCUAGUGCCUACUUUACAAGCCUGUAGGGCCAGUGCUAUGAUCUGGGGUUGCUGCAGUUGGUCAGGUCUAGGUUCAGCAACAUUAUGUGCCCAAAGAAUGAGGUCAGCUGACUACCUGAAUAUACUGAAUAACUAGGUUAUUGCAUCAAUGGAUAUUUUCUUCCCUGAUGGCAUGGGCAUAUUCCAAGAUGACUAAGCCAGGAUUUAUCAGGCUCAAAUUGUGAAAGAGUGGUUCAGGGAGCAUGAGACAUAAUUUUCACACAUGGAUUGGCCCCACAGAGUCGAGUUCUUAACCCCAUUGAGAAUCUUUGGAAUGUGCUGGAGAAGGCUUUGAGCAGUGGUCCAACUCUCCCAUCAUCAAUACAUGAUCUUGGUGAAAAAUUAAUGUAACACUGGACGGAAAUAAGUCUUGUGACAUUGCAGAAGCUUAUCUAAACAAUGCCACAGCGAAUGUGUGCCGUAAUCAAAGCUAAAGGCAGUCUUACCAAAUAUUAGAGGGUGUGACCUUUUGUUUUGGUGGCGACUUUUCUUUUGGCCAGGCAGUGUAUUUUGAGGCAUUUGUUUAAUGCAGCUAAAUCUUUUGUCCUUACCCUCUGGAAACAAACGCAUGCCCCUAGCAUAGAAAAAAUUCUGACACGGGUUAAGGAAAUUCAAUUAGCAGAAGCUGUGCAGGCAACAAAUAUUGGACAAAGUACUAAACAUACAGAGAUGUGGUACCCAUGGUGUGAAUACUUAGCAAAGACCGAGUUACCAGAAAGGGCGAAUUCUGUUACUUGAAGAAAUAUAAGGGGGUGGCAUGCGCCUCUCUUUAUUUUGACAUGUUGUCACACACCGCCAAUUGAGUUCACGAGACAUUGUUAGUGACUGAUGACUAGACUGUGACAAGAUGACCCAGAGCAUGGAAAUUUUGACGGGACCCAAAUUAGAGUGAUAUUGUUGUGCGUUUCAAUCUACUCUGCCUUGCAUUACUAUGCUUUCUUCAGUAACGUUGGUCAAAUUUACUGAGGCAAACUGUACUUUAACACAUAGCAUGCGUAAUAGUCACAUAGCUCUAAGCACAGCUUCUGAAAUCAUUAUACAGCUCAGUUUUGUUUGCUGCAUGCUGCAUUUUGCGAACAUUCAGCAGACAUUGUCAUCUGCAGGAUGCUCUGAUAACACUCCAUCCAUAGCAAAAUAAAUUGAAUUCCUUAUUUGGAACUGACGAGCUUAGAAAUACAAUGAGAAACUGAAAAAAGACUGUGCAAAUAAAAAAUUUUAUCGGCUGGCUUAUACUUGGAAAUCAUUUUGUAGUAAUGAAUGGAAUAUUAAAAGAUUAAAAAACGAUAUUCCAAUCAGUAGCUUCUUUUUGGGAGGAACACACAUAUGAACCAGAAUAUGUGCAUAUAGUAUCAGUAACCCUAAUUCUAUUUGAUCUUAAUUUCAUUUUAACUUGAGAUUCUAUUAAAAUGUGUUUUGUUUCUCUAAAAUUAUUAUAUAUUUUGUCUAUAAUAAGAAGGUGCGUGUGACGAAGCGCCCUUCGCCACUUGUGCCUCUUGCCGUAUGACUAUGGCCCCUGGAAGAUUUUGCCCUUUAAAUACGUUAUUUGGGCAUAGUGGAUUUUAUUAGACUGGUUCUGGCCCUUUAAAUGCUCUGACAAAGGGGUCCAAAGUAGGGGUCCUCAUAGACUGGUCCUGUGAGGAACCCCAACAGGCAGGUGGAGAUGGGACCGAGGUCUCUCCACCGGGCCCACCGGGAUGCUAGGCAGCCGGCCCAGAUCCCCAGCAGUGGUCGGAGUUACCGGGUGCGGAGGCAGGUGGUCCUUAUUCUCAAAUGUUGAGGGACCUCAUAGACUUGUCCUGGGAAGACCCACAGAUGGCAGGUGGAGAUGGGACCGAGGUCUCUUCACCGGCCCUACAAGGAUGCUGGGCAGCCGACCCAGAUCCCCAACUGCAGUUGGAGCCCCAGGGAGAGGAGGCAACCGGUCUCUCUCCCCAGCGGCAGCAGGAGUACCAGGAGGAGGAGGUAGGCGACCCCUCCCCUCCACAGCCAACCCCUAACCCGGUACUGGGUUUAGUGAAGAAGAUGUUAGCCUCCACUGACCCCCUUCCAGCAGAAGAGCUGGCAUCCGGUCAGAGCGUGUUCGGCUUCUGCCCCCCCUUGCCCUCUUGUUCAGAACCUGAAUACCCACUGGCCAACCCAGCAGAAGCGCUGGCAUCCGGGCAGAGCGCCGCUGGUCUCUGUCCACUGGUUCCCCUCAGCAACCUGGGACAUACAGGCCAGAGCCGGACACCAGGAAUCACCAGGUGCAGUAAUGGUGUAUUGUGGGUGGGCUACUCUGUUAAAUGUUUAUUGUGGGUGGGCUACUCGACUAACUCAGGUACUGACCGACAGAAGGUCAGGUACCUGGUUAGUCUCCCCCCCAGAGGGAAGAUGUGUGACGAAGUGCCCUUUGUCACUUGUGCCUGGAGAGGACUAAUUGCCAGCCUCCUGCCCUGCGACUAUGUCCCCUGGAAGAUUUUGCCCUUUAAAUACGUUAUUUGGGCAUAGUGGAUUUUAUUAGACUGGUUCUGGCCCUUUAAAUGCUCUGACAAAGGAUCUGCAGUUUUGCUAUGCACUUCGGAUGCAGAGUGUGAAGAAAACCCCUGUUUUAUGGACUUAGUUUGACUGUUUUAUCCCCCCCCCCCCCUUAGAACACCAGUUUAAACCCUUAAUAACUGUCAUAUUUUCAAACUCUGUCUGACCCUUUUAACCCGUUAACGCCGUUACGGCGUUCUAUGCCGUCCUGCAUUAAGUGGGCUUUAAAGCCGUUGCGGUGGCAUAGAACGCCGUAACGGCUUCGAGCCCCUGGAGGUCCGCGGUACUCACCUCUGCCGCGUUCCUCUUCUGGAGGGCUGCCUGACAGCCCAGGCAGCCCUCCUCCGGCAAGUGAGGCCCCCGGGGCCCCCUAUAGCUGGCUGUGGAUCUGCCAGCAGGGGGACUGUCUGACAGUCCCCCUGCUGGUGGGAAAGUACAAUUUUUUUCAUUAAACAUGUUAUAAAAUAAAAUAGAAAUGUAUUUAUAUAUAUAUAUAAUAUAUGUAUAUAUAUUAUAUAUAUAAUAUAUAUAUUAUUAUAUAUAUGUAACGUCAUACAAAGUGUAUUUUAAUAUUAAUAUAAGUACAUAUAUUAGUAUUAAAAUACACUUAGAAUGACAUUACAUAUAUAUACAAUAUAUAUAUAUUAAAUAUAUAAUAGAUAUAUACACAUAUAUUAUAUAUAUAUACGUAUAAUUACAAUAAUAAAUAAAUAAAAUAAUAAAAUAAAUAAAUAAAAUAUUGAAACAAAAUUUAAUAUAAAAUAUAGAUUCAUAUGUAAUUUCAUUCUAACUGUAUUUUGUUAUUAAUAUAUAUUGGUAACAAAAUACACUUAGAAUGACAUUCUAUAUAUAUCUAUCUAUAUACAAAAUACAAAUAACCGCAAAUAUAUAUAUAUAUAUAUAUAUAUAUAUAAAUAGCGAAGGCUUGCACUCCUGGUGUAAUCCUGUGGUGCCCGGUGCUGGUCUGGCAAGGAUCAUGUAGACAUAGCAAUAUAGAUAUGCCCACCCUAUUUGCUACAAGUUUAAGAAUAGACUUAUAGUUCAGCUCUUUCCUCAGUUACACAGGAACAGAUACACCCUUUCAGUGCUGCAUUGGAUGAAUUGCUCCAGCACUCAAAGAGUGAAUUUCCAGUAUGAUAACAGAUUUUGGAUUCCUGAUGGCCCUUCCAGCCUGUUAUACUGUUUAAAAUAUAUGAAGACAGUCAGAUUCAUUUUUGAAACAUUCUAGACUCUGUAUCCACUCCUACUUUACCCUGAGCUCAAUCAUGAUUGUAGCUACUAGGACACAAAGUGGAAAGCAACCAGUCCAGUUGGAUUGUUACUUAGUAACCUGUAGCCCCGCCCCUUUUCUGGGCCUUGCACACAUGGCCACCACACUCCGAGAUACAUUACUCUCUAAUGCAGGGCAAGCUGUCUCAUGGCUAGGUGAGUACACAAUUAAGGUAAAUUAUUUUGAGGGAUUGGGGGUAUAUAUUUCUUUGUGUCUGCACUUGUAAGUUAUGUUUUGUCCUGAUGAAAGCUCCAUGUGGGAGCUGAAACGUUGACUUUUUAAAUGGAUUGAAUAAAAGCUAAAUUUUAUUUGAAAAUCUCUAUAAAGUCCUUGGAGUGCGGUCAUUUCUGCUAUGUCUAUAUAUAUAUAUAUAUAGAUAAAUACAUAUAAUUACAUAAACGAUUACAUUAGUAUACACGUAGAAUUUAAAUACCUAUAAAUGCAUAUAUAUUAAAAUUCUACAUGUAUAUUUAAGUAAUCUUUUAACAUAAUUAUGUGAUUUGAUUAACUAAAAUGUGAUUGACAUGCCACGAGAUUGGCUUGCACAGGGUACCUGAACACCUAAGGCCAACCCUACGUAUUUAGAUUCUCAUUUAAAAGGACACUACAGGGAGUGCAGAAUUAUUAGGCAAAUGAGUAUUUUGACCACAUCAUCCUCUUUAUGCAUGUUGUCUUACUCCAAGCUGUAUAGGCUCGAAAGCCUACUACCAAUUAAGCAUAUUAGGUGAUGUGCAUCUCUGUAAUGAGAAGGGGUGUGGUCUAAUGACAUCAACACCCUAUAUCAGGUGUGCAUAAUUAUUAGGCAACUUCCUUUCCUUUGGCAAAAUGGGUCAAAAGAAGGACUUGACAGGCUCAGAAAAGUCAAAAAUAGUGAGAUAUCUUGCAGAGGGAUGCAGCACUCUUAAAAUUGCAAAGCUUCUGAAGCGUGAUCAUCGAACAAUCAAGCGUUUCAUUCAAAAUAGUCAACAGGGUCGCAAGAAGCGUGUGGAAAAACCAAGGCGCAAAAUAACUGCCCAUUAACUGAGAAAAGUCAAGCGUGCAGCUGCCACGAUGCCACUUGCCACCAGUUUGGCCAUAUUUCAGAGCUGCAACAUCACUGGAGUGCCCAAAAGCACAAGGUGUGCAAUACUCAGAGACAUGGCCAAGGUAAGAAAGGCUGAAAGACGACCACCACUGAACAAGACACACAAGCUGAAACGUCAAGACUGGGCCAAGAAAUAUCUCAAGACUGAUUUUUCUAAGGUUUUAUGGACUGAUGAAAUGAGAGUGAGUCUUGAUGGGCCAGACGGAUGGGCCCGUGGCUGGAUUGGUAAAGGGCAGAGAGCUCCAGUCCGACUCAGACGCCAGCAAGGUGGAGGUGGAGUACUGGUUUGGGCUGGUAUCAUCAAAGAUGAGCUUGUGGGGCCUUUUCGGGUUGAGGAUGGAGUCAAGCUCAACUCCCAGUCCUACUGCCAGUUCCUGGAAGACACCUUCUUCAAGCAGUGGUACAGGAAGAAGUCUGCAUCCUUCAAGAAAAACAUGAUUUUCAUGCAGGACAAUGCUCCAUCACACGCGUCCAAGUACUCCACAGCGUGGCUGGCAAGAAAGGGUAUAAAAGAAGAAAAUCUAAUGACAUGGCCUCCUUGUUCACCUGAUCUGAACCCCAUUGAGAACCUGUGGUCCAUCAUCAAAUGUGAGAUUUACAAGGAGGGAAAACAGUACACCUCUCUGAACAGUGUCUGGGAGGCUGUGGUUGCUGCUGCACGCAAUGUUGAUGGUGAACAGAUCAAAACACUGACAGAAUCCAUGGAUGGCAGGCUUUUGAGUGUCCUUGCAAAGAAAGGUGGCUAUAUUGGUCACUGAUUUGUUUUUGUUUUGUUUUUGAAUGUCAGAAAUGUAUAUUUGUGAAUGUUGAGAUGUUAUAUUGGUUUCACUGGUAAUAAUAAAUAAUUGAAAUGGGUAUAUAUUUGUUUUUUGUUAAGUUGCCUAAUAAUUAUGCACAGUAAUAGUCACCUGCACACACAGAUAUCCCCCUAACAUAGCUAUAACUAAAAACAAACUAAAACUACUUCCAAAAAUAUUCAGCUUUGAUAUUAAUGAGUUUUUUGGGUUCAUUGAGAACAUGGUUGUUGUUCAAUAAUAAAAUUAAUCCUCAAAAAUACAACUUGCCUAAUAAUUCUGCACUCCCUGUAUAGUCACCAGAAAAACUAUGGCUUAAUAUACCUGUUCUUGUGUCUACAAUAUGUCCCUGCACACAUUUUAAUGUAAAGACUGCCUUUUCUGAGAAAUGGUAGUUUUUACAUUACUACCUAGUAACACCUCUAGGAAGCACCUCUAGACAACCACUAGAGGUGCUUCCCUAAUUAUAUGGGCUACAAGGCACAGUGUGCAGCACUGACGUUCAGCUUCUCUACGCUCUGCAUGGAGACGCUAAACGAUCCUCAUUGAUUCAGUGCAUCUCUAUGAGAAGAUGCUGACUGUCCAGGGCUGCAUUUUUCGGCCCAUGCACAACAGCCUCCUAUAGAAAAGCAUUGAAUUGGCUGAGAUUGUCAAGUUUGAUGAUCUCAGCCAAAAAGGCGGAGCAGGGGCAGAGUCAGCCACAACAGACCUGUGUGGCGCUGGAAAAAAAGGUGAGCCUAAUGGGGGCAAGAAGGGGCCAGGGACUUAAACUGGAUUUAAGAGCUAUAAUGUCAGGAAUACGUGUUUAUAUUCCUGUUAAUUUAGUUUUUCUUUAAGUUAUUUUUAGCGAUGCUUUUCCUCUUUUUCCUUUGCAUUUGAUUUUUUUUUCUGAGAGGUGGUUAAUUAGUAAUUAGUUUUGAGCUUCUUCCAUUUCAUGCUAGAAAUGUUGACUUUUUUGCUUCAAUAGUACUACUGUAAGUGAUGUCAUGACGAAAGCUGACAAGUGAUUUAUGCAAACAGAUUCAUAAGGACCCCCAAUUCAUAAAUUAAUCAUUUAGAAGCUAUACCAAUUUUGUAGAUUUUAUGUAAUAUCAGUAUGUUUUUUUUUUUUUUUACAUUUUACAUUUUUAAAGGGAUAUGGAGUCUGUCUCUAUGAAGUAUCACAGUGAAUUACCUUUUAUAAAACAUUAAUAAAAUCAUGGUGCACAAAAAACAAGUUUAUUAAUGUUUAGUUUUAUUAUUCUUUGAUUAACAUAUUGAUGCUAUACUUCCAAAUGGUUGCUGCACUUUUUUUAAAUAAUCAGGUCUUUAUUGGGUUACCAUCAGGUGUUAAUUGUACUUUUUAAUAUUGUUAUUUAUUUUCCACAUUUUGUUCUUACACUUGUGUACGAUACUGUAUAUCGUCACUAUUUCAGUGCUUGUAUUUACUAGGAUUUGUUAAAGUUUUAAAAUCCUCAAUAUACUCUGCUGUCUGACUAAUAAAAUUAAGGAAGUUGCAGUGAACCUCACCUGGUGGGACAGGGAAACACAAUGUCAAAGGUAUCAGUGUAAAUACAUGUCAGCAUAAAUAUAAAAAACAAUGGAUAUAAUUAAACAUUAAAUAAAUAAAUACACAAUGCAGAAGUGAGGAAAAAGUGAAGAACAUAUUUUUCACAAAUCUAAUUUAUGAGAAACACAGACUUGCAUUUGCCAACUAUUACAUACUAUGAGGGGAGUUAAAAGAUACACUGGAGCAUAGAAUGCAGCGCACCCUCAUGUCCUUGGCAUCCAAAAGCCGUCAUAACAUCUGAUUCAAUAAUUUGUUUAGUUUGUACAACCGUGCUCAAAUGCUAAUCUCUUUUUAUGUGUCUGGUGACUUCUAGAGUGUCAUAAUUUAAAGGGACAUUAUAUUCACUAGAACCACAACAGCGUAAUGUAGUUGUUCUGUUUUUUUUAGCCUGUCCCUGCAGGCUGAGUACUUGAAAGUGCAGUGUUUACAUUGCAGCCUAGGAACACCUCUAGUGACCUUCACUCAGACGGACACUGGAGGUGCUUCAACAAGAAAAGGACAUUUUUUUAAAGGGACAUUAUAUUCACUAGAACCACAACAGCUUAAUGUAGUUGUUCUGGUGUUUAUAGCCUGUCCCUGCAGGCUGAGUAUUUGAAACGCUGCCUUUUCAGAGAAAAUGCAGUGUUUACAUUGCAUCCUAGGAACACCUCUAGUGACCUUCACUCAGACGGACACUGGAGGUGCUUCCCUAAUGAUAUGGGCUACAAGGCAGAAUAGUGUUAACUUAUAUGGAAGCCUAAAUAUCAGAAAUAAUCUGGUCUGUUUUCACGCUAGAGUCAUUCUCCAACAAAAUGUUCCCUGAUUCUGUUCCAAACAUCUGGUCUGCUUAAUAUAUUGUAUAUUUAUGCACUUCCUUUUAACAUUGAGGCAUUGUAAUGACAUAUAAACUUCUGCAUACUUUAAGAAGGCAUUUAGAGCUUUAACGAUCUCAUGCUGUCACUUACAGCAUCACAGGGUGCUCGGUUUUACUUAGUGUUUCUAUCAAUACAUUGUAAAUAGGCUUCGAGAGGCUUAUCAGAAUUUGGACCACAUGGGUGAUCGUCUUGAAUUCCUGAACUUCAAAACGAAAUGUAGCCAAAUCCUGAACCAAACAAAAUAUGCAAUGGACGAGCAUGUUCGUUUAGAUUUGUGAUUUCAAAUUCCACCCAUGGCACCAAAAAAAAAGGAUGACUGAUGAGAAGAUAGAUGAUUGAUGGCUAGAGGACAGUUACUAAAUGUUGAUUGUAUUCACAGAUCAAGUGAGAAGAAACUAAUAGAGGUAAGAAAAAAGGUAGAUUGCUAUAUUAUAUAUUUAAUAAACAUAUAAUAUGUACAUAUACAAAAAUAGAUUUUAUACAUAUCAGGUAGUAUUACUUUACAAAUUACUUGCCCCCAUGGCAACUCCAAGUGAAUGACCGAUCCAUACACCAACAGGGUGUUAUAGAAGCUUGUCAAGUAAGUGUGGCUUUGGUCUGGAACCCUAUUUAAACUUAGAACAGCUAAACUUUCAUUGCUCAGUUGUUCUGUGCUACUUACCUCUUAUUACCGGUGUCUCCUCUUUUCUAGAAUUCCUGAUUUACCUGACCUUGGCUUGCCUCACCAUUGUUGAACCUUUGCUGCCUGCAUAUUUGGCCAUUGGAUUGCCUGACAUUGAUUCUGCCUUUCCCAUAUUGGAUUUGUUUGCCUCAGACUUUUUGGUUUAUUUUUUCUGUGCCAGUACAAGUACUGCAUUUUGAGUUUCAUACGAUCACACCUGACACAAACAUACUAAAUUCUAAAAUCAUUCCACAUUGAAAUUGUAUUUUACUUAUUGUAAUUUGUAACCUUUGAAACCUGGAACUGAAAUCCAAGACAUAUGAUGUGACUUGUAGCUCAGGACAAAUAAGUGAAUUUGCUUUAAUUAGUUUUCUUAAACUGCACUAUUUAGGUACAUAUUAUUGCCAAAACUGUGAAAAACACAAUUUUUUUUGCAUUUCUGUUUAAAAAAAAAAAAAAUAUAUCAAAGGGACACUAUAGUCACCAAAACAACUUGAGCUUAAUUAAGCAAUUUUGGUGUACCGAUCAUACCCCUGCAAUCUCACUGCUUCAUGCUCUGCCAUUUAUGAGUUAAAUCACUUUGUUUACACAGCCCAGCCACACCUCCCUGUAUGUGACUUACACAGCCUUCCUAAACACUUCCUGUAAAGAGUGAUCUAAUGUUUAAACUUCCUUUAUUGUAAAUUAUGUUUAAUUUAGAAUUUCUUAUCUCAGGCUCUGUUAAUAGCUUGAAAGACCCUGCAGGAGCCCUCUAUGUGUAAUUAAAAUUGAUUUACAGAGCAGGAGACUUUCAUUAAGGAGAGCAAAAAAUGGGGCGCAAGAGUAUAGUGAGAAUGGACAGCAGCUGAAAUAGUGGGUCCCUGCUCAGGUCUCAACCUGGUUUUAGCUCAUCUUGUGACAUUACAGAGAGAACAUCUCUGAAACAUAUCAGACUGGUCCCACCUAUACAGGCAGUCCAGAUCCGAAAUGCCAGCAAGUUCCCUCUGCACGAGAGACACAGCAACCCUAGAUGAUCGUUUCAGCCUUGUUACGCAUCAUCAGUGAGGUAUAGCUGAAAUCUUUCUAGGCACCUUUUCAUUAAGGUUGUGUCAGUCACAGCCAGGGGAGAUGUGGCUAGUGAUGCAUAAACAGAAACAAAAGUGAUUAACUCCUAAUUGGCAGAGAAUGGAGCAGUUAAAGUUCAGAGGCAUUAUUUAUACACAAAAACUGCUUCAUUAAGCUAAAGUUGUUUUUAUGACGAUAGUGUCCCUUUAAAGGACCACUAUAGUGCCAGGAAAACAUACUCGUUUUCCUGGCACUAUAGUGCCCUGAGGGUGCCCCCACCCUCAGGGUCCCUCUCCCGCCCGGCUCUGGAAAGGGGAAAGGGUUUUAAUCUUACCUUUUUCCAGCGCUGGGCGGGGAGCUCUCCUCCUCCGAUCCUCCUCCGUUCCUCCUCCUGUGUAGAAUGCGCACGCGCGGCAAGAGCUGCGCGCGCAUUCAGCCUGUCGCAUAGGAAAGCAUUUACAAUGCUUUCCUAUGGACGCUUGCGUGCUCUCACUGUGAAAAUCACAGUGAGAAGCACGCAAGCGCCUCUAGUGGCUGUCAAUGAGACAGCCACUAGAGGAUUAGGGGGAAGGCUUAACCCAUUCAUAAACAUAGCAGUUUCUCUGAAACUGCUAUGUUUAUAAAAAAAAUGGGUUAACCCUAGAAGGACCUGGCACCCAGACCACUUCAUUAAGCUGAAGUGGUCUGGGUGCCUAGAGUGAUCCUUUAAACUUAUUUUUUAUUCUUCCAGGAGCAUAUUAUAACCUAAAAUGUCUACAUAUUUUUGCCAUUAUUGAAUAUGAACAGACAUUAAAGGGACACUAUGGGCACCCAGUCCUUUUUGUUUUAAUAAAGUGGUGUGGGUGUCAUGACCCCCUCUUGCAGAAUGGCAAUGUUUUCCUUGCAGGGUUUAAAUGCCUCUAGUGGUUGUCUUCCUGACAACCACUAGAGACACUUCUGUAGAAAAAGAUAAAUAGAAUUUGGCAAUUUCAAUCCGAUAGUCUAAUAAAGAACCUAUAAUUGGUGCAGCACAGUGUUUUUGCUGCACAUGCACAUUAGUCUCAUAAAGCUUACCGAUGGGAAAGUACUGUAUUAGCGGAGAUUAUUGAUCUUAACGAUCUCAGCCAAGAAGGCAUGCCAGCAGGACGGAGACAAGUGUGGGGAGGGUAUUAGAUGUUGAGUAAAUCUCACCUACCUUUGCUAGAUUAAAACUAUAGUGAUAGGAAUACACAUUUAUAUUCCUAAUGCAGUAGUGUAAUGUUUCUUUAAGUAGAAAUAUAAUGCACAGUCGGAUUUUUAGUUUUCAGUAUAUUGUUUUGGCAUACCUGCCUUAAAUAAUGUAUAUAUACCCCAUACCUUGUGUUUAUUUAAAUUAGAGCAUCUUUCUAUGCACGUUCAUAAAUGCUGAUGGGAAUUAUGCCUCUGCUGUUUCUUUCUGUUUUGCAGAAGGAAUAAUCUCAUGCUGAAUCAUGAUUAGUUAGUAUUCAGUUUACAGCACAAGAACAAGUACUAGUCACCAUAUUCCGUAGCAAUUACCUGCUAUUCACAUUUCUAGCUGAAGGGAAAUCAGUCAUAGAGUGCUGAUGGAUGUUAUGUAACAGCAUAUUGGUAUAUUCAUAUACAAUAUUCUACCUACAAUAAUAUUUCCACUGACAUUGGAACCAGGUUAACAGCAAAAAGCAUCAUACAUGUGAAAAUUCCAUUACCUGAAAAUUUUAUAACAUGGUUAGUGUCAUUAUAUAGUAUUUUUUUAGAAUUAAACAUUUGGAAAGCUAUUCAACUGUCUUAGUGUUGUACAUUGUGCUACCUACAAUGAAAUAGGGAGUCAGUGCACCUUAGUCCUACCUGUUAAACUUGUGCACGGAGACAAAAUUUGUCUCUACUGAACCAUUUUCCCUGAAAAUAUAAUAUAUUUUGGGACAUUCUGGCCAAUGGUGAUUCGGCUCAGCAAAAUUUCAGAACCGAGAUUCGGAUUUGGACAGCAAAUUAGGAAAAUAAAAAAAUGCACACAAAUAGGCCAAUCAGUGUGCUGCAAAAAAUAUAUACAUAAUAUGAUAUUAUGUAUACAGGGCCGGUGCAAGAAUUUCUGCCGCCCUAGGCAAAGAUCCAUUUUGCCGCCCCCUCAUGUCAAUCACUCACUGACAGACACACACACUCACAGACACUUACUGACAGACAUACACUCAUUCACUGACAGACUGACACACUCACAGUGAAGAUUUUUCGCACAGAGUGCCCAAAGGCCUAAGGCCGGCCUUGCGUGACUGUAACCAUUUCCCUUUUCUCUAAUGUAUCAUAGUCCACAUAUGUGGUAAUAGUGAAUCUGACUACAUGGGACAUAGAGCUGAGAUGGAACUUUAAAAAAAAUUAGGGACUACAUCCUCCUACUCUGACUUCAUACAUGAAGUCCUGCAUUAUUUUCUAUAAUCCUGAAGGUGAUGAUUAUCAGCUAGUUAAGUUCAUGUGUUAUUAGAUUGAGAUUCUUUUUUAGCAGAGCCUGUCAGUCCACUGGUGUCCCUCCACACUCCCUUCAAGGCUCACUUACCUGAUCUGUAGGCUGCCCCCUGUGCCUCACUUACCUAAUCUGUAAACUGCCACCUCCAUGCCUCACUUACCUAACCUGUAAGCUGCCCCCCAUGCCUCACUUACCUGAUCAGUAGGUUGCCCCCAUGCCUCACUUAACUGAUCUGUAGUCUGCCCCCCAUGCCUCACUUACCUAAUCUGUAGGCUGCCCUUCCAUGCCUCACUUACUUAAUCUGUAAACUGCCCCUCCAUGCCUCAUUUACCUGAUCUGUAGUCCGCCCCAUGCCUCACUUACCUGAUCUGUAGGCUGCCCCCCCAUGCCUCACUUACCUGAUCUGUAGGCUGCCCUCCCAUGCCUCACUUACCUGAUCUGUAGGCUGCCCUCCCAUGCCUCUGAUCUAUAGUCUGCCUCCCCCAUGCCUCACUUACCUAAUCUAUAGGCUGCUUCCCCCAUGCCUCGCUUACCUGACCUGUAGUCUGCUCCCCAUGCCUCACUUACCUGAUCUAUAGUCUGCCUCCCCCAUGCCUCACUUACCUAAUCUAUAGGCUGCUUCCCCCAUGCCUCGCUUACCUGAUCUGUAGUCUGCUCCCCAUGCCUCACUUACCUGAUCUAUAGUCUGCCUCCCCCCAUGCCUCACUUACUUAAUCUGUAGGCUGCCCCCCAUGCCUCACUUACCUGAUCUGUAGGCUGACCCUUCCCCAUACCUCACUUACCUGAUCUGUAGGCUGCCUCCCCACCCCUCUCUUACCUGAUCUGUAGGCUGCCUCCCCACCCCUCUCUUACCUGAUCUGUAGACUGCCACCUAUGCCACACUUACAUGACUUGUAAGCUGUCUCUGCAGUCUGGGAGUUGCUGGCUGCACUCUGUGCUGCUCCCCUGCAGAUUCAGUCAGGAGAGAGAAGCAGGGAUAAGAUGUAGCUUCCUAUCCCUGCCUUUUUCCUACUGGCCAAAGCCGGUAUUGCAGUGUAUUCUCAAUCUCAAAAAAAAAAAUACCAGCACAAUACCCCCUUGCCCCCUCCUGUGGACGUCCAUGCUCACACACAAAUUUUAUACUCAUGUUAUCUCACACACUCCAGCUCUCCCAAAGACAUUUUUAUAGGUCCUCCUGUCUUUGGGAGAGCUGGAGUGGAUCCAUUUCCUGUGGCCAAUGAGGAGCAACCCUGAUCCAAGUGUGAGGCAUGACUAUAGGGGUAGCGAAGGAGCUGUGGAGGUACACACAUACACAUAUUCCCACUAUCUAUAAAUCCAUUGACAAUUUCAAAUAGAAACAUUUGCAGUUAUUGCUUUAUUAUAUUUUUCAUUUCUAAAAAGGCCUUGAUUUCAUAUUUUUGAAUAACUUUUCCAAUGAAUUAAUAUUUUUGAUAAACUUCAAAUAAUUGUUAGAAAAUAUUAAAAUAAUAAAAAUAGAUCACAAAGAAAACAUUUAUCAAUAUGUAAAAAAAAUUAAAAUCUAAAAAAUAUUUUUCAAAAUAUUAAAUCAUUUGAAAUGUUUAUACAAAAAUAUUAAAGCAUUUUACAAGCUUAUCCAAAAAUAUUAAAUUAAGGCCAUAAUGAGAUGUAUGCAAAAUAUGUGUCUGUUGUUAAGUGUAAAGAAUCUUAUUAUGUGCAGUAGAUAAGACUCAAGAAAUAACAAAACUCAACUGUAUGGAGGCAACAAUUGUUAAAGAAUUAAUGAGGUCUCCAGCUAAGAUGAGGCUCAUAUAAUUUAAUUAAUGAGUAUCCUGGGAAAAAGGGUUACAACUAAAAUCAUAAUUUUCUAUGUAAAGAAGGACACCAGCUGAACAAAUUAGAAAUGUACAUCUGUAACUAAAAUUGCAUUAAAAAAAAAAAAAAAGUUAGAUUUUUUUUGUGUGUGUUAUUUAAAAGAAAGAAAUAUUAAAAUUUUAAGCUGGUAAUCAGACAAAAUGGAGAUUUAUUGUAAAUAUUUAGCUCUAUGCAUUUUGAUAUUGUGAUUAGUGGAAAUGUGCUGAUUAAUUUGUAUAUUUAAUAGUUUACUUGCCUGUGAUGUUUCCACCAGGGAAAUGACUGCUUUGUAAUCAUUACACGUAAAAGAGACUGAUAAUACACAACUGUACAUUUGGAUCUGCAUAUUUCUCUUAACAUAUUCAUGUUAGCUUUGCACUGUAUUGCAUGGCUUAAUUUACAGAAAAAUGUAUAUAAAAUAAAAGAAAAUGCACUUACUUCAACAUUUUUUCAAGGCUAUAACAAAUGUUACUAACCAAGCAGCAAGGCUCAAUGUUUUCAGUGUAAUCUGGAACAACCUCAAAAUGUAGGCUGGGAGGGCUCAGCGCAAGUAUGAAUACAUAUUGGCAGGAAAGUAACAAACACACUGAAAUUCAGGUGAAAAAGAUGUUGGAAAUCACAAGACUUCUUCUUGCAAUCACCAACUGUAGCCAGACUGCAACCACAGAGUGCAAUUGCAGUAUGGCUACGGUUGGUGAUUAAAUCAGCAGGCCAGAUAAAGAUGUAUGGCAUAUUUAGUCAAUUUUAUAUUUUAUAUUUUUUAUAGAUAACAUUUUCAAAUUCUGCUGACAUUUGGGCAAUCUGCUUUGCCAAGUACACCAUAAAAUCCCUUACAGAGAGGGCCUGCUCAUCCAUAGACCGCCUGGAGCCACAGCUCCAGGAGGCACUCUGACAGGGGCGGCAUUAUGCAGCCCCUGUCAUAAUCUAAAACAGGAUUUCCAAACCCUUGGCGGCGGUGCAGCGGUUUGGAACCUGUGUGAGGAUCCAUCGGGUGGCCCAUGACCUUAGGGCCACCCGAAGGACAUGUGCAAUGAGAGACCCGGUUGUGCGCUGCGGCGCUUUAACAGCGCAACCAGGUCCCUUCCUAUCAGCAUGGAGAGCUGGAAGGAAGUGACAGCAUAUCGCCAGCAGAAGCUAAGAACCUGCUGGGUGUGUCAUACAGUUGCACAGACACACUGAUACAAGUACAGAUAAACAGACACUGUAUCUUUGUAUUAUAUGAUAUAUUCAAUGUAUGCUUUUAAGAUAAGUGAUUUUUAAUAGGUUCACUUUAAAACACUUUAAACAAACAUACUUAAAUGCAUUAUAGCAUCAGUAGAAUCUGUUCAACCCUUGGGUUGCAGGUUUAGAUCCUGGCAGAGUUGACUCAGGUAGAUAAUAUUAGUACCAUUAAAUUGGGUAAUAGUAAUAACCUCUGGAUGUUGAGCUAAUGUAACAUCCCCAGGAUGUACUUGACAACCAGAGUAAUCCGAAUGUACCUUUCCUGGUAAAACACUUUAUUAUUAAAAAAAAAUUCACCUUGGAACAGCCUCAUCCACAAUCGUAACAGAUCAUUAUUUCAUAGUAAACAAUUGAAGUUUUUUUCAGAGUUUUUAUGUUGGCACCAAAAUUAAUUUCUUUUUCACACUUAGCAGAUGAACUUGAUACAGUGUUGCUUUAUGAAUCUCAGUGCAGCCUGUUUGCACACAUCUAGGUAACCGUGAGACAAUAUUAUUUCUGCAAGUACACAUUGCCAUGGGAAUUCGCAAGUUCCUGCAGCAAUACUGGGAGAGACAAAUGUAUCUGACAAGAAAACCUCUAACAAUUAAGUAAUCGUCAUAGGAAUUACAAGUUUAUGCCGUUUCUACUGGUUUCCUUAGCAACUACUUUACAAAUGCAAUACAAGAUAGCUCCCUAAUUUGCUAUCAUGUGUAUAUUACAAACGUUCUCUAUCUAUAUUGCGCAUAUCACACACAUUCUAUAUGCAUAUCAUCAUUCUAUAUGCAUGCAGCACAUACAUUCUACAUACAUGUAGUACAUACAUUCUAUAUACAUUGUAUAUGCAGCACAUCCAUCCUAUAUGCAUGCAGCAUUCUAUAUACAUUCUAUAUACAGCACAUACAUUCUCUUCUGAAUUGUCAGAUCGGAGGAAAUUCGAUUUGUCAUGGAACCAAUUGCACAAGUCUAGUCAAAAUAUGAAAGACUGAAAUAGUUUUGCAUCGUACGUGUAACCAUCCUUAUGGUAUGUAAUUCAGACUGGGUUUUUUGCCUUAUUUUGGAUCAACCGCAAAAACAUAUGUGAGGAAGGCUGAACUUGAUGGACGCAAGUCUCUUUUCAGCCUAAAAAUGAAUAUAGCAGUCUUUUCAAACUAUGUAUAUAUUAAAUGCAACCCUUCAAAUAUAGAUAUUUCAAUUGUUCUUCUAUAUGAUGUAGGUAAUAAAUGAAUAAAUUAAGUAAAUAAAUAUAUAUAAUCAAAUUAUUUGAAAAGUAAUCCAGCAUGGAAAUUAUGAUGUUUUUCUUAGUAUCACUAAUUACAUGUUUAAUUUAUAACUAAAAUUCAAGUUCAAUUAUAAAAAUAUUAAAAGCUAACAGAUCUUUCAUAUUUUUAUUAUAAAAAUGGCUGAUACAAGAAUAUAGUAAAAAAAAUAAAAAUACAAGAACACACUAUAUAAAUAUUUUUGGUUAAAGUAAUGUCUUCUGUUUACUUCUAGAUACCAGAUACACACAGGUCUUCAGCAUUCCAUAAUACGGCCUUCACAACCCAACUGCCUGCCAUUGGACAAUGUGACUCUACCUCAAAAGCUAAAGAAUGCUGGCUACGCAACGCACAUGGUUGGAAAAUGGCACCUAGGAUUUUACCGGAAGGAAUGUAUGCCUACGCAAAGGGGAUUUGAUUCUUUUUUUGGUUCACUUCUGGGCAGUGGAGAUUACUAUAAUCAUUACAAGUGCGACAGCCCUGGAAUAUGUGGAUAUGAUCUAUAUGAGAAUGAUAAUGCAGCUUGGGAACAUGACAAUGGUAUUUAUUCAACAGAAAUGUAUACUCAAAGAGUGCAACACAUCUUGGCCAUGCACAACCCUAAGAAACCAAUUUUCCUUUAUGUUGCUUAUCAAGCUGUUCAUUCUCCUUUGCAAGCUCCAGGAAAUUAUGUAGAUCACUAUAGGUCAAUAACCAAUGAAAACAGGAGACGAUAUGCUGCCAUGUUGUCAUGUUUGGAUGAUGCUGUUAAUAAUGUAACCAUUGCCUUAAAAAAGUAUGGCUUCUAUGAAAACAGUGUGAUCAUCUAUUCAUCAGAUAAUGGUGGGCAACCAAUGGCUGGAGGUAAUAAUUGGCCUUUACGUGGGAGCAAAGGCACAUAUUGGGAAGGAGGAAUACGUGCUGUCGGUUUUGUACAUAGCCCCUUUUUGAGAAACAAAGGCUAUGUGUGUAGGGAACUGAUACACAUAACAGAUUGGUUCCCAACCUUGGUCACAUUAGCUGAAGGAGAAAUUGAUGAAGGCAUCCACCUGGAUGGUUAUGACAUAUGGGAGACUAUAAGUGAAGGAAAGCGUUCCCCAAGAGUGGACAUCCUGCAUAACAUUGACCCUAUGUACACCAAGGCAAGAAAUGGUUCCUGGGCAGCUGGUUUUGGUAUUUGGAAUACAGCAAUCCAGUCAGCAAUUAGAACCAAAGAUUGGAAAUUACUUACAGGAAACCCUGGUUAUGGAGACUGGAUUCCUCCUCAAAGUUUUAUUAAUAUGGGACCAAACCGUUUCCACAAUGAGCGGGUGACUUUAUAUAAUGGAAAAUCCAUAUGGCUUUUUAAUAUAACAGCUGAUCCAUACGAAAGAUUUGAUUUGUCUGACAAAUAUCCAGAUAUUGUAAAGCAGCUGUUAAGAAGACUUGCACAGUAUAAUAAAACUGCUGUUCCAGUGAGAUACCCACCAAAAGAUCCAAGAAGCAACCCAAAGCUAAAUGGAGGAGUUUGGGGUCCAUGGUACAAAGACAAGAAAAAGAAGUCAAAUACAAAGAAAUCUAAGAACAAGUCCAAAAAGAAACCCAAGCAUCGGAAACAACAAUAUUCCGGCUGCCGCCCACCACCAACCGAUUCAUAAUGGACAAACUUGUGUCAGGCAAUACUGUGUUUAAAUAACUUAUGCGACAUUUGUAGAAGUCUAAUGGCAACCCAAUGCAAUCAUUUUCCAGUGUAACAUUGCAAAUAGGGGUUUCACAAAGAUACCACUGUCAUAACAAGCACAAUGAUAAUUAGGUCAAGAUAUCAUUGUUGAUAGUUAAUCAAUUGUUUCUACACCAUUAUUUGCCUGUUGUGCAUUAUGCUUCAAUACACAUAGUGAUCUAUUUGUCAAGGGAAAUCUAGAACACAUCUAGAACACAUCGUGGGUUAAUUAUUAAAUCUGAGCAAUCGGGUGUGUGAUCAAAAAAGAAACACAUUGCUCAUUAUUUGUCUUGAAAUACUUUUUGAAAACACACUCAGUCAUGUUAAAUUGUGGAAAUAAACCACAGAUAUUGCACAAAGGCAACUGACAAUUUCUAAACCAUUUUUUCUGUACGUUAGCUAAUCUGUGACUACACUUUGCAGAGUAGUUUCAUUUACCAAAUGUGACUUUAUAUUUAAACGGAAAACACAGUGUAUUAGCUGAUAGUAAUAGUUUGUUCAUGUUUAUAUCCAUCCAAUAUUUAAGACAAACACAAUUUCAAUGUGCAAUACCUGGCAACUCAGUGUAGAGGAUAAGACAUUUUAUGUAGUCACAAUACAUAUUAGUAAGUCAUUUCAAUGUAGUUCUGACACUGUAUAUGAAAAUUGCACUAUAUUGUUACUCCUUUUGUAAAACAAAAUUUAAAAAGUGAUUUUAGGGAUUUCUUUAAAAUUGAACCUAUUUUAUCUUAAUAUGAACUGUCCUGUACUGGUGCAAAAGGGAUGUGUGGAAGUGAGACACUGUUAUUGCUUAGUAAUAUAAAAAUAAAAUAGUUUUUCCUAAAGCCCUCUUUACAAAAUAUAUGUUUUCAAAGAAAUGCUACAAACAUCAUAACCACUAUGGCCCUCUGUAGUGGUUAUUGUGCCAGGAGAGCCCUUGUUGCCAUGCCAGAGCUAGUAGUCAAACCAUUUCAGAUUAGUUUGACAAGUUACCUGGCAUCUACCAGGUGACUGUUCCUGUAGUCAUUAGCUUAACUGCGUUACUCUUCAGUUGUCAGCUUCACUGGGCAGGGCCUGCUCUUUGGUCGGUCUUUCAGUUGUAAGGAAAAUGGAGGUCCAUCUCCCAGAAAUGCAUGUCUCCUCUGAGCUGCCUUCGGUGUAACCCUUUCAACAAACAAGCUCUGUAAGAACCUGCCUAGCCUGGGUUGACUUUGUAUGCAGCCCAUCAAUCAAUAACGCAGCCAAUGAGCACCUGUGCAAAGUUUGCCAUCUUACCUGGUCAUGCCAUCUUGCUGGCUGGAAUGCCAAUACUGCUGGAGGCCGAUUCUGUCAGUCAUUCACUGGCUGAGAGCCUCAUCUAGCCACUCUCAACCAAUGAAUGAAACUCUGUGCAUAUAAAUAUACACACAAUUGACAUUAGCCAGACCAGAACACGUGUUUUGGAUUGGUUAAUGAUGCCCCAAUAAUGCUGCCAGCAAUAGGUUUAAACUCUGUAUAUGCAGAGUUUCAUUGUGAAACACUGCAAAUACAGAUUUCAGGCAGCAGGAUUACUUCAAAUCACUGAAGUGAUCAUGGUGCUUUUAGUAACCCUUUAAGGACUUGAGCUAGUGGUGGAGACAGGCACACGUUCAUAUCCACUUGAUACAUUUUAAUCACGGCCAGUUAUCAAAGCUUAAAAAAAUUGGACGGGCAUUAUAAAUCAGCUCAUGCAAGCAGUUUACUUACUGCAAAUUUCUUCGAAUUGCCAUUUUUCUUUUUAACCCAAGCAGAUAGAACUACAAAAGACAUCAAUUAUAUUUACAAAAAUAACAAUAAAAAGUUCCCCAAACAAAUUACCUCAAAAUGUGAUACAAAAAGUGAACACUUAACACAAAAUGUCAGGUUGCUUUUCCCAGUCCUGAUAAAGUUCAAUUAUUUUUAAUGUGUUCAAGCAGUGGUGUCUCACAAGUCUGCCGAUUACAUGGUGUUCUAGGGAAAUUAGAAUCUGAAACAAAUAGCCAUGUUCGAUGGUUACACCUUACCUGCACAGAUAGUGAUGUGGAUUUGGAUUGAGCUUUUGAAUAUAUAGCAGUACAUUAUCUGCAUACACUACUGUUAUCUGUUUCAUAUAAAAAGGGUUAUAUACAGGGUUACAUACAGAUAGAAUAUGGAGAUAGAACGCAGAGAAUCUCAUUGCAUUGAUUUUACUGGGAUAUUCCCUUUCUGUCCGAUGUCUAAGUUUGCAUUCUUAUGACUUGAGUUUCCAGGCCUCUAGGCCUGUUCAUUCACAUAUAACAGAAACCACAUGUUUCCUAUUAUAUUCAUAAGGGUACAGAAAGCAUUUACGUUUCAAGCAGUGCCAAAAUAAAUGUCAUAUGCAACAUGUAGAGAGAGAACACUAUAAAUCAUAUUUUUUUCCGCAUCAGCUGUUGUUAAAUAAUAAUCUUUCCGCAUUGGAGCAAAUUUUGUAUUUUCCAGAGGAUGUUUAUAGUGCAGAUGAGACUUUUAAAGAUAUAGAGGGGUAAAAGGAAAUGAAAUGUAUAUUUUUGAAUACACGUUUUAUAGAACGUACACUAGAUUUUGUUCCCCAGGUAGGAAAGUAAUAAACAGGGAUGCUUGAGCACAAAGGAAAGUUCUUUUAUAGCUCUUUUACCUACUGGAGAUUGGCAUUAACAUCAAAUGGGUCAUCUAGGAAGUGCCCCCAAAAUACCAGUUUGUUGUGUUUCCAAGUAUGAAACAUGGCUCAUGUUUAAUUAAUAUGUAAGGGUACAUUCUAAGCAGUCAACUUGGAGGUUAAUGAUCAGGUGCAUCGAUUCUCCAUGUUAAUCGGUGUUUCAAAUUAUCAACAUUUUCCGUUUUAUAUAUAUAUAUAUAUUUCGUUUGCUCCCAGUAGUCAUCUUAAGGAAUGCUGGUUGGAUUAGCUUUAAUAUUGUUCAUGAUAUACCAAAUAGUAGCCUUGUCCACCCUGCCUAGACAUGGUAUCUAGUAUUCUAACCAUCUGAAAUUUUGAAUAAUGGACAGUGAUGGUUACCAUUGCAUCUAAAUAGAACACAAAUGUUGCCAUUUUUAUAAAAGAAAAACAGUGGGGAGGAAUUAUUUGUACUGUAAAUGUAUUAUUUAUGUACAUCUUAAAUGGAUUUAUUUUUCUUGAUUAUUAAAUUGGUG
Pelobates cultripes (western spadefoot toad) is the source of this 49022-nucleotide messenger RNA. Lineage: Eukaryota; Metazoa; Chordata; Amphibia; Anura; Pelobatidae. The record is from the annotation of a GenBank genome assembly.